UAUAAGAGGCAGGUCACUGGGAGCCACUGUGACCGGUGGCAUCUGCACAGCUGGGUUAGGGGAGGAGCGAGCCCGGAACCGACUGUACAUCUUGCUGCACGGAGCCUCUCAGCCAUGGCAGGUAAGUCACAGCGUUAUUCACAACUUGGGAAUCCCUGACCUUUCUCAUUAGGGUCAGAGCGCUAGCCACUGCAGCUGGCAGAGGAUGCUGAACUUAGUAAUGGACGGUAGUCUAGUGCAGGGGUAGGCAACCAUAGGCACCUCUGAUGUUAUGGACUACAUCCCCUAUAAUGCUUGCAAGAGCAUCAGGGGCGAUGCAGUCCAAAACAUCUGGAGUGCCUAAGGUUGCCUAUCCCUGGCAGUGAAACUCACUGUGCCUAUGUAUAACCAUUGACCUCUGAGUGCUAUUGGGAAUAUAGCUUGAAUGCAUGAAUCUAUAGGGGCUCCAUCACAUUCCCCCCCCCCACCCCCACCCCCGUGUGACCUUCACCUGCACAUCAGCGGUGUUUAUCCCCUGGAAGAACUUUAAACCUUAUCUGUGACGUUUUAUAUGCACCUUGACACUGAGAACCUAAUUAUUACAUUGCAACCAUUGCACCUUAUUUAUGGCGUGCUAUACGGACCUUUAGUUUGAUGCACUAUGUAGACCUUGUUCUAUAUUGCACCUUAUCAUCUCCUUCCUCUUCCUUACACGGGGCUGACGUUACAUACACUAGCAGAGCGAUGGCUUCCAGUGAGCGAGUGAAAGUGAUAUGUUGUAUGUUCCUGCACCUAUCUGCAGGGUUACUUGAAUUUACAGUCACUUGCUCGAUGCUGUUAACCACAUAUUUAGCUGCAACAGGACAUGAUGAUGCAGUAAGUUGGGAGGAGUGGGGGCGAAUCGGUCUUAAGCAUUAAGGUGCAGAUGUGACAUGGUAGUGAUGGUAACUACUUAAAACUAGAAUAAAAAAUCUUAAAGGAUUAGAGAGACUUGCUCAUAAAGCACUGUAAACACAACAUUUAUUACAUUUAAUUACAUUAAGUUUUUUUUUUUUUUUUUGUUUCAUUCGGUUUUGUAUGUUUUAUUCAUUGAGCAUGGAUGUUAAGUGUCUGUUAUAAUAAAACCCUAGGCUAGUAAUGGGGACAGAGCUCACUCCUAUCCAUGUUAUAUUAUUGAUCUGACAUAUUUCAUGACUACUGUAACCGCAGAUGUGCCCAGAAAGAUGUUUUGUGUACAAAGAAAAAACAAUGUUUUUGUGGCACACGGAUUAUUUUUUUCCCAUUAUAGCUCGGGAUGGUAGAAGCUAAAAAGCUACAAGAUAAAACUUGUCAGUCUGUGUUAUCAUUGGGAAACUCACUGUCCUGGAAACUAGACCCAAAUCUGGCAACGUAACAAGUGGUUUCAUGGAGAUCUGCCACUAGGCCUCCCCACAUAGUUUGUUCUAUUUAUGGCUCAUAGGGUAUCUCGCUUGGGAAAUCAGAGUGUGGCUGUGACAGGCCAAAUUUUUUUUACCAGCAUGUUAUGAGCUCCUUGCAAUUUCACAGAAAAUCAUGUGGCAUGCUUAGACUGGAACAAGAACUGCACAUUAGGGUUAUUCCCUAAAAUGAGAAUUAUGCAACAUUGACUAAUAAAUGGCACAUUCUAGCACAAAAUCUAAAAUGUUUAAACUUCUUGUCCAUUCUUGAUCGUUCUCAUUUUAGUAAAUAAACCUACUGGUAAUUGAUUUAAAAUAUGAAUGCACAUGUGGAUACAAGCACUUUAUAUAUUAAAAUAAACUUUGUGAUGGCCCCUGUGACAGAACACCCAUACUCUAACUGAGUACCUCCUCCAAGCCAGCUUCCUAGCUGCUUUCAAGGAAACUGGAGCACUUCAGACCCAGUCGUCGAAGCAUGACUGGGGUUACGGAGGACCUCCUCCACCAGAUCAGGCUGCAGUAUAUAGCAAUGGAGACCCUUUUUCCUGUAGAGCAGUGAUUAAAGCUUUACUGUAGCCUUUCUCCUACACAUUAGAGGAAUCUGAAUAUAGGGGAUAGAAUUAAUCUUUAUUUAAUGCACGCAGAUAUUUUUAUGUGACAAUGCAGACUCUCCCUGCAGGGGGUCUUUCAUAAAAUAGAAUAUACAGCAAGUGUCCCUCCCCUCGCCUCUCUGUCUGGGCAUUUAAUGAUGUUAUCACCAGCUAACUCAAUUGGCUCCCUGCUGUGCCUUCACAGUCCUAAAGGUACAGCAUACAAAAUGGUUACCAGAACCCCCUUUUCCUGGACUGUACCCCCUGAAAAGCUAGUCACUUAGCGCCCUAAUUGGAAAAUCCAUGCCCAAGAGACAGCGUGUUAAAGUUUGACCAGGUUGUGGCUAUUUUCCGAUCCGGUGAGUUCCAGGCGUGUGGCGGCUUAGUCCUGGUCUUCAAAAAGGGGUUCCUGGACCUCUCGGGAGGAGAGUGCUUUCAAGCCCCAGGUAUCCUCCAAUGCCUCCAUGCAUCCCCAACUUCCUGGCCAAAUAGCACUCUCUUUGGAGGUCAGAGGUCUGAGCAAUACCUAUUUAAAACAUGACCGGACCUCAGCACAAUCCCAGUCCGACAUACAGUUCCAGGUUGUUUCAGGGUAUAUCCCGGUCAUGCGCUUGAAGUUUAAAAUGAGUUCAGGCGAUCCUCAGAGGUCCUCAAGUCCUUCUGGGAAGCAAAAUAAGUGUCCCCUUUUAGGGCCUCUUGGGACCAGGCCCAUAUUCUUUUCCAAAAGGCUGUUGCACAGGAGCUUCUGUCACAACCCCCAUGUUUAUUUAUUUUGAGAAUUAUAUUUAGGCUUUCAGUUAUUUAAAAUUACUUGCAAACUUCUUCAGCCUAAUUUUUGAUAUUUGACAUAAAUAAAUGGCUGCUCUCAGCUGUGUAUUUCAUGUCGAAGAAUGUCUGUCAAUCUGUGUUUGCUAUAACUUUUCCUUUUAAUGAUUUAAAGUUUUUCAGUACUACCACCAAUACCUACUUUCCUGUACAUAUACUGUGGCAAGAAGGCUUGUGACAAAGAAACCAUGCUCUCAAUGUUUGGGGCCUUGUGCACUCAAUUCCAGCAGACACACCAGUUACAUAGAUUGUUGCCACUGCUUGGGCAAAUCAUAGCCCUUGGCAAGCGUUAUGUUUACCAUUUGGCACAGUGCAGUCACACUUUCAUGGCUAGCUUCACACAUAAGAUAAAAAACUGUUCAUACAACUUAUAUAUGAGUAGGUAGCCACAGUGUGUACUUUUUAAGGUAAAAUAAUUGUAUUGCCAGUUGACAGAAAGGGCUACCAUCUUCCUCAUACUUGUUUUAAAGUCCUCGAAGCUCAGGACUUUAAGUCCCAAUGGGACUAUGUUAUGACUACACACUCUUCCAGGUGGCUGGACAUCUCCACCAAAAAGUGUCAACUGUCAAAGGCAUCCACAACCAAGAUAACCUUCAGAAGGGUAGUACUAACGAUUACCUAAACUAUUUUGACCUUGCAAGCAAAUGUUUUAGGCCUUGAAUCAAUGAUUGUGUGCUUAUAUCCUGCCUACAAACAAUUGAUCUUGCUUCAGCUAAUAACAUUAAUGUGUAGUAGGCUGUGGCAAAACUGAUGGUACAACUAAUAACAUUAACAUUAAAUAGAUUGUGGUAUAACUGAUCGUACAAAUGCGAUAAAAGGAACAGAAAUGCUUGUAAAAGAUUGGCUGAGUUUUGUUAUAUCUCCUGUUAUGUUUUACCAACUUCUGUUAUACACCACCUUUUACAUGAAGAUGAUGUUUUGGAACACGGUAAUGUUACAAAGAAAUACAAUUCUUUUUAACUUUAGAGUACUCCUUUUUAGUUUUUAUUACUUUGUGUAAAAAAUAAAACCAAACAUAAAACUUACCUGGAAUCCAGCACCAAGACAGUCUGCUCACUGCAGCUCGAUCUUUUCACAAUGAGAUAAUCAAUUUUGAUGAUCUCAGGACCAAUCAGAUGCUUCUCAUAGAUUGAGGACCUACUGCACAUGUGUGGCAGUUACUGCAAUCUGCCAGUCCAAUGCUUCUUAUUAGAGAAAACGGACAGUGUUUAUGCACCAACACCAAAACAUUAUUUUGGUGCUUAGAAUAUUACUUUACAAUUAUGUUUGUUUUCUCUGUAUCUUAUUACCAGCUGUUACUUUAUCUGAUGUUGAUGUUCCAUCCAAUGUUUCCUAUUUUUAGUUUUAAGCUGUCAACCUGUGCCAGUUUGAUCUCUAUUCUCAACAAUGUUUCCAUUCCAAUACUGAUCCAGAUCUUUCGAGGACUUAAAACGUCCAGAGCAGGUUUUACGAGAACACUGUAACUCAAUACAUUAUCUGUUCAUGUAACCUAUACAAGGUAUCCUGUCUUGUAAUUGAGGUAUAUUUUUAAACAAAUAUAAUAAACAUGGCCUAAGCAUGCAGCCAUUAGUGUCAUCUGCUUAAAUACAGACACAGAUUAAAUUCAGAAAAAUACUGCCCAUUGUAUAAAUAUUCUGCUAUUUUGAGGAUAUUUGCAAAUUAAAAGGUAUUUUUUCCUUUCAUUUUUUGUACCAACAUUAAUACCAAGCUCAAUGACUAUAAACUAACUUAGCUGAUUUUAUUGACACUGUUAUAAUAAUGUCUCGAUUAACCUUGAGUGAUCCUCUUCGCAGGAGUUUCCUUCAUUCAUGGAGUAUGGUUACAUUUAUUUUUGGUAUACACUCUCCGUACACCUGUGAUAUGUGAGGCUGUAUGCCAUCGUACCGUGACGUUUCUUGACCUGGUUCCUCCUUGCCUGCUGCUUGUUUACUACAUGUUCAUUCAGUAAGCUACUACUAGUAAAACUGCAACGACUAGUAAAAUUACAGCUCUGGGGUAUUUGUUGGCGCUAUAUAAAUAAUAAUAAUUAGGAAUCCUAUAUAUAAAGGGUCUUUGUUCUGAAUAACACUACAGUCCUGUUAUAAUCCGUAAAUUCCAUCAGUACCUUGCACAAGCCCAAUUAAUCACUACUAACAUUUUUGCUCAACCCAACCGCUAACUAAAAAAAACUUGCUUUUCCCACAGAAAUCACAAAUUUGCAGUGAUGUUACUACCACAAAGGAUACAUUGUAUUAACUAUCCACAGAGUUCAGGUGGAAGGCGGUUGCAAUCACAAUUUUAUCCCCUCCAUAACCUUUUUGGUUUUUGCUUCCCAAGCACUACCAAGCCUCAAUAGCCAACUAGUAACCAAACUCAUGCUGAUGAUUUGCGUUAACAAUGAAACAGCUGUCCAUGAGUGGUUCACUGGCUUUGCAUCUUUUACGAAGUUGUGUUUUAAAGCUGUUGUAUACAGCAAACACAGACUCAAAGGAACCCAUGUUUAAAAUGGAUGAGGCAGAAAUGUGAUUCUUUGUUAAACUAAUUUGCAUAUGCCAACCCAGAAUCCUCUGCGGUAGUAACAUCACUGCAAAUCAGUUUUUUUUCUGUGGGAAAAGCAAGCCUUAUGGCUUGUCUGGUGUGCACGCAGACUUUUGUUUAAAAUUGUAUUAUUAACAAAAUAAAAUCUUCCCAGCACCUUAAUCGUAUUGAGAAGUUUCAGAAGGAAACUCUAUUGUGCUGGAGAAAGUAGGCUCACUUCAAUAAACAAUAUAUUGCAGACAGCUGUUCCAACUCUGGCAAAUUUGAUUUCUCUUUCUCAACUAACAGAGACCCCUGAAAACAUUGUGUCCUAACUGGAGUCCUGUGGCAGUCGCUGUGCCGCACUAUUAAUAUAUUUGCUGAUAAGACAAUGUCACCUGUCCCUCGCAUAUCAUGCUUUGUGGAGUCCUGAAAGCAAUGCAUUAAUUUUUUUUUGUAGGUGUAAUGGGAGCGGUGCAAGGUGCAGGCAAGGAUGUACCUUCUGCAACUUCAUGGACAUGGUAAAACUGGAAGUCUGUUAAGGCUUCUAUUUAAUUUAUAAUAUUAAUUUUUUUUUUAGCUCUCUGGCUGCUGCAAUUUAUUUAUAGACAAAAUGAUUUGCAUACUGGAAACUGAGUUUGCCUUAAGCAUCAGAGUCCUUGCUUGGUGGAAAUACAAUUGAUACCUUCAAUUCUAGUGAAUGGUACAAUUGAAUCAACACCAGAGGAGGCUUGUAACUGCUAUUUAAGUGGCGGUUCUCUCCUGAAACUGCUAUUUUUAGACGUUUCGAAGAGCUUCCUGUUCAGUGGUGUCUUACCAUCAGUGCUAAGAAUGCGAUCUGUACAAACAUACUUACCAAGUGACAUGUCCAGUGUAAGGCCAAGCUUUGGAGUAGGAAUGUGCAUAGUAGAAAAGUCCAUUCUCUGAUGUCAUCAGCAUUGCCAUAUAUUCAACCUUGCUGGCCACCAGUUGUGCCACUGGUCACAAAUACAAAAUGGGCUUCUGUGGGAGUUCUCACAAAACAAUUGUUUACAAUUAAUUUCAAAGUCUGAAAAAUAAUAUCUAUAUCAGAUAUCACAUUGUGAUGGCAUGAGUUGCAAAACAGCUCUUGAUUAAAGAACCACUCCAUUAAAAAAUAAAAAAUAAAUAUAUAUAUAUAUAUAUAUAUAUAUAUAUAUAUAUAUAUAUAUAUAUAUAUAUAUUUUAUUAAAAUUAGGUUUGCAUGUUUUUUUUGAGGGCAUAUAAGAUCUAGUAUCUACAGGUACUGCAAGCCCUUACCUUUUCCCCUGGCAUAGACGUUCUCAUUUCAAUAAUUAAGCAGAAGAUUAUCAUAGAGGAGCAUUGCAGACUAGCCAAUCGUGUGUGAUUGUCCAAUGACAUAUAUCUCAUUCAUCAGUACUGCAGCUUGUUGUGAAGUAUGAGUAUGCACCUGCCUUUCAGUUUAGCUCCAAGGAACUGGACUACCUGGAAGAUAUUGACUGGCAGCCAGAUAGGUGUUUUAUAGUUAAUUUACAAGUGUUGCUUUUAUUACAGGAGAUAGUCUGCACAUAUAAAGGUGAAGUGCUUUGUGUGUUGGCAUUGGUCUUUUAAGUUUUAACAAUGUUUGAUGUUCAAACCUACUUAUGUCAGCUUCGUAUGAAUCUAGUAAACUAAAGGAGGAUUAUGGUAAACAUUUAUUUGAAUGAAUGCCCCUCAAGUUUGUCAGCUAUGCACAUUAAAAGUUGGCCUGUCACAAGAAGUUCAUCUUGUUAUAACAGCUGCUGAAGCAGUGACUAUAUAAUUUAUAUUAACGAUAAAUGGCUUUGAAUUUCUUUAUAAACUGUCAUGAUUUACUUUCCUCUUUUUCAAUGUUCCUGCACUUCCAUGUUCACAGGCCUAUAGGUGUUUCAUAGCUAUGUGUGUUAACUACCAUCCAUUACCUCUCCGACGGUUCCGACAUACUGUCUUCAUAUUAACAUCAGAAAUGAGUGACAUCAGACAUUUCAUUCUUACAUCACUCAGCAGGAGCUGAAUGCAUUUUACUAGAGAAUAUCUGUGGUGGAGAGCAGGAGACCUGUCUGUAGUAGUGUAUCCAUGGCCUCCCAUCAGUACACCUGUAAGGGGCGCUGGGCCCCAUAUGGCCAGAAAAAUCUAUCCAUCCAUCCAAAAGAUCUCGCUCCCCACGCCAUUGAAUGCUUACUGAGGUAGUUGGGGAGGCUGUACAUAUGCUCCUCUGCUGGGUCCUCUCCCUCUCACUGCUGGGUGCCCACAGCAACUCUCCGACACUGCACAUUGCUGGGGCCUCGCGAGAACCGAUUGGGCACCCAGCAGGAGCAGGGAGGCUCAAAAUACCACCAGGCAAUAUAGUGUUCCCACUUCAUGGCCAGAGGAGGGAGGGCAAAUAUUGAAUAAAGAAAAAAUAAAUUAAUCAAUAAACUGGUUCUCUCACCUUCUCUCACAAAACACAUCCCUUAUAUCAGCCUCCACACACAAACACACUGUAUACACACACUGCAUCCACUACAAACACACUACUCCUUACAAACAAGGCAUCCAGUACACACAAACAUUGCAUCCAAUAUGCACACAUUUCCUUCCUGACACACCCACACUACAUCCCUUACACAUACUGGAUUCCCUAUACAAACACACUACAUUCCCUAAACACACACAUUACAUCCCCUACAAAUUUCCUACCGCAGCUUUAAGUGCUUGUGAGAUGGUGGUGAAAUGGGUGGCAGGUCCUUUAGGCGAAGUCAGGGCCACCCCAUCGGCACACUCUGUGGAAGGGGAUACCAAAGACCCAGGACCCUCUUAAGAGCAUUAAAGGCCCUGCACACGUUUGGCCCCUGGACAGCUUGUCUAUGCGUUAAGACAACCAUGACUCGAGCUGUUUAAGAGACCCUAACAUUUCUGAUAGUAGCCCUGGUGCACCUCCUACCCGCCGGUAUCCUCAUCACUCAUUUGUCAGCGUAUAAUAGGGGUGGCCAAAUUUUGUCUGUAAGAUACUCAUGUUAAAAUUUUAGAAAUAUUCAAGAUCCACAAUUACAUUUUAUUGUAGUGUUCAACAGAACCAAAUAUUGUCCCAUGUGUCUCACUCUCCCCCAGCACCUCCAUUCAAGUGUUUCAUUCCCUCCGCAUCAUGUGUCACAUUCCCCACAACUUCACCAUGUGUCUCCAAGGUGCCACCCUCCCCUUCCCCAUGUGCCAGCUUACCUCCCCAGUGUAUCGUGGCCGAGCAGUGGACUGUGGUAAAGGAGCUUGUUUCCCUCCACCCGGGCUGACAGGAAGCUGGUCAGUGCUCUUACUGUGUGCACCUCCUUUCAGACCUAGUACAGGGAAACCAGCUUCUCUACCGCACUCACAGUACUGUACUGUGCAGUGCACUCCCCUCCUGCCAGUCAGCUGGAUCCUGUGACCCCCACCCCUCCAGGCUGGUGUGCCACCUUAUGGUUGUGCCGGCCCUAAAAAGUUUUGCAAGGUGUCUAAAGAGCCACAUGCGGCUUGCGAGUUUAGCCAUGUCUUGUAUAUACUAUACUAUCGGCAUGGACUUUUAUGCCAACAGUUACUUGACAGGUGAACUGGAGGGAACAUAAUAUAAAUAUAUAUAUAUGACAUACAUUUUAGCAAAAUUAAUGUUGAUUAUAUUGUACUUCUGUACUGAGCUUAUAGUUUAGACUUGGAUGCUUGGAGUUUUUACUUUUCAUUGAGGCAGUAUAUAAAAUCAUGUAAAUUAAUUCUAGAGACCAGCUUUCUAUCCUUUAGGGAAGGCUCUGUGUUGCAAUUCAUGUCAUCCCAACUUGAAACUCAUUUAGGUGGAAACAUAGCUGUAGUCACGUUUACUGUAAAGCAUUUUCUAUAGAAGUUAAGUCUGACAUUGCGUUUUCCAUUCAGUAUUUCUGUUGGUUUUACUUCCACUUUGCUUGCGUUACAGCAAUUUUUUAAGCAAUUCAUUCAUAGGAUAUUAAGCAAUGCUACUCUGCUAACUUACUCAAUAUCAUCCAUCAUGCUUAUGUCUCAUCCUCCUUUUGAGGGUACAUUAGUUCUAUGCAAAAGCUACUGUCUCUUUAUGUACUUGAAAGUGCUCUCCUGAAAAUAGAAUCUGCUUAGAGUUAAGAUAUUUGCAUUAGCUGAUUAUUUGGAAUGAAACUUAUUCUGCACUUUAUAUUGUUGUUGCAUUGGCAGAAUGACAAAAAGUCUUGUAGAAAUUACAAAAAUAUCCACACAAUAUCUCACCCUUUGCCAAGGUAGAUUCUUAAAGUUAUAAUGUUUUGUAUUAGAACAAUACUGUUUUCUUGCAUUUUUUAACUUUUGAAAUUAGACUGGAGGGCUUUUUCCCUCAAAAAUAUUAUUUAUAAAAGGGAUGCAAUAUAAUUUCCUUUCCUUCCUGGCAUUACCGGGGCUGUGGUUCAGGGAGUAGCACAUAUAUUUGGAGCUGGGUUUCAAGGAGUUCUGGGGGUCUGUUUUACAUGGAAAUUAGAGACAUGAAGGGGGCUUAGGGUACUGUAUUGCAGCCAUUCUUAAAGAGAAAGACAAUGGUGAAAGGAAGAUAAAAGGUGGUUUUCUGUGGUUGUGAAAACGAGGGAUUGGUAAUUAAACACAAAUGGGAAUAAUGUUUGGUGGAAAGAAUCAGAAGAGGUUUAAAGGCAGAAAACACGUGAAUGAAGGAGAAGAUAUGGAAUUGAUGACAGAAAAGGUGCAGUGUGUGUACUGAACGAACAGACAGCCUCUCUUGACAUCAGUAACAUUAAAUAUGAAACCAAGAGGGCUGCACUCACCUAAACAUGCAUACAUUAUAGGGUGCUACUGGGGCCAAUUCAUACAACAUACAAAAUCCAGUGCACUCACUCAUCCACUAAGCAGCAAUUUCAAGGUUUACAGAAGGUAAUAGUUUUAUUAAAAAAUUCCUCACGUAGCAAAACAUAAUGGCACACAAGCCUGCCUGGUAGGUUGUCAUGACAUUCAGUAUGGAGGUUUGCUCACAGGUUCAGUUCUGAAGCCAGAUUCUAGUUGGACUGCAUUGGUCCUCUGAUUGGAGUAGUUUAUUCUUUGUUCCAGUGAAGUCUCAGAGGAAUGCUAGGUGUGUGGAAACCCAAGACAUGUAACUAGUUAUAUUUGUCUACUUCAAAUCCUCAUCGAUUGGACCCUUGUUUGAGCAGGUCCUUUUUCAUCUCUCAAAUAUCCCCUUUCUAUAAUUGUAAAGUGCUGUCAUUAUGUCAAAGCUAUAUUAAUGCAAAAAAUAUUAAAUAUAGACAAACAUAGAAUUGAGAUACCGUAUAUACUCGAGUAUAAGUCGACCCGAAUAUAAGUCGAGACCCCUAAUUUUACCCCCCAAAAACUGGGAAAACUUAUUGACUCGAGUAUAAGACUAGGAUGAGAAAUGCAGCAGCUACUGGUAAAUUUCUAAAUAAAAUUAGAUCCCCAAAAAAUUAUAUUAAUUGAAUAUUUAUUUACAGUGUGUGUAUAUAAUGAGUGCAGUGUGUAAGAAUGAGUGCAGUGUGUGUGUAUGAAUGCAGUGUGUGUGUAUGAGUGCAGUGUGUGUAUGUGUAUGUGAUGCAGAGCCUUGGUGGGGGGUGGGCAUUUUUUUUUUUUAUAUUAUUAUUAUUUUAAUAUUUUUUUUUUAUAUUAUUAAUAUUUUUAAUAUUUUUUUUUCGUUCCCCCCUCCCUGCUUGUUAGCUGGCCAGGGAGGGGGCUCUCAUUCCCUGGUGGUCCCAUAUAGUUAAAUACCGUAUAUACUCAAGUAUAAGACAAGUUUUUCGGCACAUUUUUUGUGCUGAAAACCCCCCACUCGUCUUAUACUCGAGUGAGUGUCUGUAUUAUGGCAACUUACAUUGCCAUAAUACAGACAAGGACCGCCGAGCUCAUUACAAGCCCGGCGGUCCUGUUGGGGGCUGGCAGGAAGCGUUUACUUACCUUUCCUGCAGUUCCUGUCACCUCCCUUCUCUCUGCUCCUGUCAGCUCCACUGUAGGUCUCGUGAUGUGAUUGCCGAGCGGAGCAUUGCCACGGUAACCCGUGGCAACACUCUGACCCCGCGGCUCUCGCAAGACUUGCAGGGGAGCUGACCGGACCGGAGGAGAGAGAAGGGAGCUGACAGGAGCUGCAGGAAAGGUAAGUAAACGCUUCCUGCCAGCCCCCAACAGGACCGCCGGGCUUGUAAUGAGCUCGGCGGUCCUUGUCUGUAUUAUGGCAAUGUAAGUUGCCAUAAUACAGACACUCACUCGAGUAUAAGACGAGUGGGGGGUUUUCAGCACAAAAAAUGUGCCGAAAAACUUGUCUUAUACUUGAGUAUAUACGGUAUUUAACUAUAUGGGAUCAAAUUGGGUCACAACCCAUGCCUCUGUUAAAAUGUGUUCAAUUUGUUCCUGUAUUGGAUCACAACCCAUGCCUCUGUUAAAGGACCACUAUAGUGCCAGGAAAACAUACUCAUUUUCCUGGCACUAUAGUGUCCUGAGGGUGUCCCCACCCUCAUGGCCCCCCUCCCGCUGGGCUGGAUGGAGAGGAAGGGGUUAAACACUUACCUUUCUCCAGCACCGGGCUCCCUCGGCACUGGGGACUCUCCUUCUCCUCCUUUGGACGUCAUCAGCUGAAUGCGCAUGCACGGCAAGAGCCAAGCACGCAUUCAGCCAGUCUCAUAGGAAAGCUGGCGUCUUCUCACUGUGAUUUUCACAGUGAGAAGCGCGGAAGCGCCUCUAGCAGCUGUCAAUGAGAGAGCUGCUAGAGACUGGAUUAACCCAUAGGUAAAAAUAGCAGUUUCUUUGAAACUGCUAUGUUUACAGCAUAAAGGGUUAAUCCUAGAGGGACCUGGCACCCAGACCACUUCAUUAAACUGAAGUGGUAUGGGUGCCUAUAGUGGUCCUUUAACCCCUUAAGGACACAUGACAUGUCAUUAAGGGGUUAAAAUGUUGUGUUCAAAAUAAUGCUGUGCUGCUAUGAGUGCAGAGAUGCAGGAUGAAGUCUGCCUAUCUGUGCACAUUUGCAUGUCCGCUAGGAAUUCUGGGAGAAUUGUAGAAAAAUGAUUUCAGAGAAUUAAGGAAUGUGCCAUUCAAUUCCAAUUUUCUUAUUUUCGUCUCACCACAAUCUAGGGAAUGCCACAUGUGGUAAACCCAUCCACAUUGCAACUGGUACAAAGUAAGAAUGUGGUGCUUUCUGUCUAGUUUAUGAUUUAGACCUAUUUAGUUUAGUUUAAGUAUGUGGCCAUUCCAUUGCGUAUACUCCAAAACCAGCCAAUUUCAAAGUGUAGAUUCAUUGUGUUUGGGAUUGACAUGUUCCUUUUAAUUUGCUUCAUGGACCAUUUGGGAGCAUAUGUAUUUUGGCAGAUGCAUUCAGAUGUAGGUCAUUGCUUGUCAAAUAAGUGACGGUUUUAUGGUCAUGCUAGAAGGACUAUUUGCAGCGUGGUAUGUUUAUGGGUCAGAGCAGAAGAUUACAGGCUAAACAAGCUGUAAUGCCGUCCUUUCAUGCUAUGACUAAGGCAGGAUAACCACUACAGCUGUCUCUUUUCUUUUAUUUGUGCAGACUGGCUUGUUUAUAGGGAAUCACUGAGGGAACGUGAUUAUUUAUCAUUCAGUGCCCUUUAUUCCUCCCUGCUAACUGCUCUAGGGCUUGCAUCUGUGACAGUUUAUAUGUAUUUGGCAAAUCAGAUUUUACGUGUCUAUACAUAUAAGCAGGGAAAUAAAUUGUUCUCUUAAUCGUUUUAGAUACCAGAGGGUUAAGCAGCCACACUAAAUCUUUGGAGAAUGUCCUGUAUUAGGGAGAGCAGCCUCUGAUUAUUUAACACAAGUAGUAUAAUGGACAGUCUUUUAUGCCUGGGAAAUUGGUCUUUAGCAUGCUAAGGAAAACAGUCUCUGGUACUCUACUAUACUAGUGAAAACAAUAUUUUACUAUAGAAAGCAGUCUCUGGUAACUACAAUACUAAGGAAAACAGUCUCUGGUACUCUCAUUCACUAGAGAAAGCAGUACUCAUGCACCAAGGAAAGCAGUCCUUAAUAUUCCUUUUUAGUAGGUGAAUCAGAGUCUGGUACUUGUCUGUAUUAGGAGAAACAGUCUCUGUUCCUUUCCUGUGUUAGGUAGUUAGACAAUCUCUGAAAGUCUGAGUGAUAAAAAAAACAGUUUGUGUUAUUUUCUAUACUAGAGAAAGCAGUCUAACAGUUUGCUUCUGCUACUAACAGUCUCUGUUAGCCUUCUCGAUUAGGGAAAGCAGUCUUUCCUAUUCUCAAAGAGGCUGUAAAGCAGGCUCUUGGAUAUCAUGCUAGGGUAGAAGGUGUUGGUAUUCAUUAGGAAGAUCUAAUGGUCUUGGAACAGUAGGUGUGAAUGAUUCCCUUCCUGUCGAGAAGGACAUAUUGUAUUCCUAGUGAUCCCCUUAUCUCAAAGUAGCACAGUAGCAGUAAUCUAUUGCUAACUUUCCAUUGAAGAAGGCUGGCAGAUAGUGGAAUAUACUGGAUUUCCUUCUUUAUCCCAUAUAUUAUAGUUUGUGGACUUACCUGAUUAGUUACUUUGUCAGUCAUUCUCUCGCUGCUAGACAGUGUACAAUAAUAAUAAUCUGUCAAGUGUGCGUCUGUUUGCUUCCUGUUAUUUCAACAACAAAAAAAUAGGACCUAGUGAUCAUCUAGGAUUGAUCCUUAAUCCUAAUUCUGUUACGGAUUAUUCUGGGGUUGUUUAAGGUCUUCACUAGCACUGAGGGCUAGAUAGUAGAACUUAAGUAAGAGCUAUAUAUUGUGCUAGAUGUGCAUCUAGGUCAGUGUCGAGAACCCAGUAAGUAGACCUUUGGUACCCAGAGUUAAUAAUACUUUAUGGAUAUCUGUCAUUUAGUAUCAUCUAUUGGCAAAUAUAAAAAAUGCUUUCAGUAAAAAUAUUUGAUAUGUUGUGUAAGCUUCUGGUUCCUAUGCAGUGUUCAUCACCUUGUUAUGUCCUUGACACUGUAUACAGUACAGCAUUUAUAGAGAUACAUUAACUUGGUUGCAAGCUCAUGAGCUGUCUAGCAUAGCACAUUGUUGGAGGUGAGGCUGGCAUUUUAUUGAGGCUUUGGAAAGGUUCGCUACUCAUUUUAUAUUGCUAAUUAUAUAUCCCCAUAUCAGUAUACUCACCUGUAUUAUUGCCCACUCCCACCACCCCCCCAUUGUUAUUAGUUAUUCCAUUUUAGAACAGUUUGAUUUCUUACCUUGUAUCAGCUAGAUGCAGCUCCCUGCAUGACUACUGAUGACGGAGAGCUGGAAGCUCUCUGUGUAAGCUGAGAAGGAUCAUCUGAUGCUAUCAGCCAGUGAGCCCCCUAGAGGGCUAAAGAAUAGCUAACAGAAGACAAUGUUUAGGGGUUUCUGGCUUUUCGUCGUCCAUAGUGGAGGCGGGGCUCUGCAUCCCAAAUAAGAAGCAAAAUGUUUUGAAUACUUAUAGUGGAGGGGCCCUGCGUCACCAAAACCUCUUCAACGAGCUGCGUUGCUCGUGAGCUUCGAGGUUUCCUUGCGGUGUUAGAGGUUGGAGUAACCAUCUAAAGGCAUUUAGAUCUGCAGUACAUCUUGUAUUCUUCCAGAAGAUGAAUUAUGUUCUAAUUUCCAGAUAUAACUCCUUAAAUUACCAAUAUAGUGUCAGGAAUAUUUUCUCACCUUUUUUUCCAGUGCCGCACAGGUCUCCUCAUAACUGGCUCUGCCUCCUUGGCUGAGAUCAUCAAAUUUAUUGAUCGCAGCCAAUCCAGUGGUUUCCCAAAGGAGAGCACUGGGAGACUAUUGGGCAUCUGCGGCACUUCUAGUGGCCGUCUGAGUGACUGCCACUAGAGGUGUAACUUUCCUGCAGGGACAUGCAGUAGACACCAGAACAACUACAUUAGCUGUAAUUGUUCUAGUGACUAUAGUGUCCCUUUAAACCAUUCAUUUCACAAGUGCCUUGCCAUCAAUAUGUGCCAUGCUGUCAGGCAUACUUUACUGCUUCACGUAAGUGUACAUGCAUGUCAGGUAUGUAACCUCUUUCCAAGAUAUAGCUGGGAGUGGUUUCUAUGAAUCAUUUCUUGGAAGUAACUGGUGUUCUAUGCUUACCUUUUGUUGGAACAUUACUCCCAUUAUUGAUAUGGAAUGUUUGUGUAUUAAAUUACUUUUAUUCUUAGAUCCUUCAUCCCCUCAAUAAAAGGCUCCAGCUAAUCUGUUGCCCAGUGUACUAAUAUAUAAAUUAGGCAAGUGUUAGUAAAAUACAGUAGUAGGCAUGUUUUAGUGUGCAAGCAAUUAAUGCAUAAAGUGUUAAUAUCAGUAAAUUAAUGUAGGAUUAUCACUAACUUUUUUUUCUCCUUAAAUCUGUUUAAAACAAUAUCUUGCCCUCUUAAAGUACUCUUGAUCUAUACUCCUUCCCCAUUUUGUUUAUUCUUUUUCACGUUUCCUUUUUAUUCAUGUCUUACUCAUUAUCCUCUUUUUCUUACUACUUGUUUUGCGUUCUCUCUUCCUAAUUUCUAUACAACUUUAGAUUUAAUACUGAUGUUUUUACUUUGUCACCUAUUAAUAGAAUUUCUUUUCAAACACUCAGGUUGCAGAGAGCUUGUGAUAUCAACAGCCAGACAUUCAGAAUCCAUGCUUUGUUGAAUAACUUGUAGAUUUCCACAGUUCAUAUAACAGGAAAGAAUUCUCUGAUAUAGUGUGGCCAGUUUAUCCAAGGAAAAGCAAAGUUUGGAAGAAAUCCUUUAUAUAAAAAAAAUUAAAGGUGCAAGGUAUACAGUAUAACACAUAUAAAAUAGAGGUAAUUUCAUUUGGCCGGGUUGGAGGAGAAUAUGCACCCCUGCAAAUAAGAUUGCAUGUAAGAAUGUAGUGGUUUUUUUUAGGCUUAGCAUCCUCUGACAAAGCAACCUUCCUCUUAUUCAGGAAAUUGCAUCAAGAUUUUUUUACUCAAAUAUUAACUUGUUCUUGUUUCUUGUAACGAAAAUUGUUCUAACAUGUAACACUGUAUGGCUAAACAUAUGUGGAUACCACUGUUAUUUGUUGACUUCAGUUGUUCAGACCUCGCUAGUUGCGAACAUGUGCAUGAAGCAGGGGAAGGCAACCUUCAGCACUCCAGAUGUUGUGGACUACAUCUCCCAAAUGCUCUUACAGCUAUAAUGCUGGCAAAGCAUCAUGGGAGGUGUAGUCCAAAACAUCUGCAGUGCUGAAGGUUUCCUAUCCCUGGCAUAAAGCAUGAACUCACUAUAGACAAAUAUCGGCAGUACAGUGGGUCAUAAUGAAGAGCACAGUAACUUUAAACAUCAUACAAUGCUAUCUUUGGCAAAUUUUAUUAUUGUGAAUUAUAAGCUUAGAGGGCAACAACAGCCCAGCCACAGAGUAGUAGACCAUGUAUUCUCACUGAGCAGCAGAGGCAUGUCACUUAUAAAAAUCAUCUGCUGCAGAGUUCCACUCACUACAGAGUUCCAAACAGACUCUGGAAGCAACAUGCGCACAAUAAAUGUGGGUUAGGAUGUUCAUGAAAUGUGCUUCCAUGGCUGAGUAGCUGUAUACAAGUCUCUCAACAACAUGCACAAUGCUAAGUGUGAGCUAGAAUGAUGUAAUGCACACCACCACUGGGUUCUCAAAAAGUGGAAACUUGUUAUCUGGAAUGAUGAUCCAUUUGACACUUUUCAGCCCUUUUAUUUAACUUUUGUGUUUUAGAAUUUAUGCACAUAAGGAUGACAAUUCUUCCCUAUCUUCAGAUGUUUGUUCCAUAAAUUCGAAAUGGAUACACAUUAAAAAGGAAACAAAGUAUAUAUGUAUUGACAAAUUGUAAUAUUGUAGCAGUAAUGUAAAAUAGUAGAUGCACUCUAAAUUGAAUUGCAGGGUGAUAACUAGAUCUUAUGAAUGUAAAGCUGCAUUAGGACACUUGGCGGUAUGGCAGGAUUAUUUGCAUAUGUAGAUUAUUAUUAUGAUAUUUAUAUAGCGCCAUCAAAUUCUGCAGCGCUUUACAAUGGGUGGACGAACAGACAUGUAGUUGUAACCAGACAAGUUGGACACACAGGAACAGAGGGGUUGAGGGCCCUGCUCAAUGAGCUUACAUGCUAGAGGGAGUGGGGUAAAAUGACACAAAAAGGUAAGGAUAGUAUUAGACUAGUGACAGUUGCAGAAGAGGAAUUAGUCAGGAGCUAUUAACAGUUUUAUUGAUACGCUUUUAUGAAGAAGUGGGUUUUUAACGAUUUUUGAAGGAGUGGAGACUGGGUGAGCAUCUAACAGAGGAGGGAAGCCAACGGUGCAGCCCUCGAGAAAUCUUAAAAGGCGAGCAUCAGAGGUGGGAGUACGGACAGAAGAUUGACGUAAGUCUUCAGCAGAUCGUAAGGGCCUAGAUGGGACAUACUUGUGUAUAAGGGAGGAUAGAUAGGUGGGAGCAGCAUUAUGUAGAGAUUUGAAAGCAAGAACCAGAAUUUUAACUUGAGCUCUAUAAUUUUAUAGCAAGCCAAUGUAGGGACUAACAGAAGGGUGAGGCAUGGGAGGUGCGGGCGGACAGGAAGAUGAGCCUCGCUGCCGCAUUCAUUAUGGACUGUAACGGCGCAAGUUGGGAGCACGUAAGGCCACUAAGAAGCGGAUUACAGUAGUCAAGGUGAGAAAGGGCAGUGGAAUGGACCAACAACUUAGUCGCAUCUGGCGUUAAAUAGGGGCGGAGGAGCGAAAUGUUUUUGAGAUGGAAAUGACAGGAUUUGGCGAUAUAUUGAACAUUAAGGCUUGAAGGAGAGGUCGGAGUCAAAGAGAACACCUAGGCAGCGAGCCUGCGUGGUGGAGCUGAUGGUAGCACCUUUGACUUGGAGGGAGACAGACACAGGAGUAACAACACUUGAGGGAGGAAAGACCAGAAUUUCAGUUUUGGUCAAGUUUAGUUUAACGAAGUGGGCAGCCAUCCAGUUAGAAAUAGCAGAGCGGCAGUCAGAUACACUAGUCAAGAGGGACGGGGAGAAAUCAGGAGAGGACAGGUAGAUUUGUGUGUCAUCUGCAUAGAAAUGAUAUUGGAAGCCAAAGGAGCUAAUGAGUUUUCCAAGGGAAUAAGCAGUUGUGAUUAGUUACGUGUCCCUGUCAUCUUUUAAUGUUUUAUAAAUGAUCUCACUGAAAUCCACAAUUGAUGGUAUACAUUAGAAAAGGUAGAUACUACUUCACACGUCUUGAAAAAUGGCAUCAUGACAGAGCAUUACCAAACACUCUUUGCCAUACUUUGGCAUUUUCUAUGAGUCGCCAUUCGUGAUAAUUGAUAGAACCAUUUGACAUCUUGUGCAGUUGAAGUUAAAUCUGGUAGAUCUCAAACUGACAUGCCCACUUUGUCACAGAAGCUCCCGUGCAACAGCCUGCUGGAGAGGCAUUAAAAGAUAGCCUCCUGCCCACAGACUAUGGGUCUGGUCACAGACUUUAAAAUGAUAUAUAGGAGGAUAUGAGGUUACAUUGUGUUAAUGUUGAGUUAUUAUGUAAAAUGUUGAGCUGUAUGUCAGCUAUUGUAUAAUGUAAAAGCUAUUGUGUUAUGUGUCUUGGUGUCCAGCAGGAAAUUAACUUAUCAUGUCUUGACCUAAUUAUGUCCCAGAACACCCCCCCUGUUGUGUGUAGUGGGAUAAAUGCAUGUGUUUUUCUCUGAAAUAAACAGUUCUCUUGUUUACCCAAUACGACUGGUCUUGUCCACUAUGUUGGGGAAUUUUACAAGGUUUCAGAGGGUUAGAAUCACUGUAUGCUGUAGCUGAACCCAGGACCAGCGGAGGAUUAGAAUAGCGGAGACCAAGGGACACUAUGAGACCCUGCAACCCGUGACAGUCUUGUAAGAGAUUCCAGAGUUCUCCAUUUUGUACUCUCACAUGUAUAAGUAUGCACCAGUGAGAAUCCUCUUGUUGUGCCUUGCUAUUUUUCUAUAGUCGUUACUUAUUAUUAAUGGGGGAAGGGAUCUAUGUGUGCAAUGUAUAAUAGAUAUGUUUGACAUCCCAUUGUGCAUGUGAAAAGAAAUCUGCGGUGGAUUCCGUUUUGUUUCUGAAUCUUCUAUAGUUCUCCAUUCAAUGCUCUGGAUUUAUGCGUUUAAGGGGAAAUAUCCUUCUGGUAACUGAAUUUUUCAAUGCUAUGGAACUGUUAGUUCUCAUAAGUAGUCUACGAUUCUGGCUUGACUGGCUGCAGCUUGUUAAAGUAUCAGUUAUUCUCUAAAGUCUGAAUGUCCCAGAACUGAAUGGGGUUAAACCAUCCGGCUACAUAUGGGCCAUUCGUACUAAUAAAAAUCUGGACGUUGUUGAUGGAAUCCAACAUCCAGAUUUUGUAAUUCUGACCCGAACGUGUCUGAAAUUGUUUUCUGAUUUCAGCUGGGUCAAACAUUUCCGGACGGGUGAAUUACAGGCCAAAUGCGGCAAAUUCAGGCUUAGCUGAAUCAACUUCAGGCCUGGAUUAUAUAAAAGGACUGUUUUGUGAACUCAUUAUUUUGUCUGAAAUCGUGCAGAAAGAAAGAAUUAGUAAAAAAAAAAAAAAAAAUGACCACAUGAAAAAUAAAAACCACGCCGCAAAAAUAAAAUAACAAUAAAAAUCAAUUUUCACCCAUAGAGGACACAUUGCAGAUGAUAGUGGGGAAUAAUGAGUUCACAAAACAGUCCUUUUAUAUAAUCCAGGCCUGAAGUUGAUUCAGCUAAGCCUGAAUUUGCCGCAUUUGGCCUGUAAUUCACCCACUAUCAUCUGCAAUGUGUCCUCUAUGGGUGAAAAUUGAUUUUUAUUGUUAUUUUAUUUUUGCGGCGUGGUUUUUAUUUUUCAUGUGGUCAUUUAUUUUUUUUUUUUUACUAAUUCUUUCUUUCUGCACGAUUUCAGACAAAAUAAUGAGUUCACAAAACAGUGGGCAUAAAGAACUCCACUAGCAGAAUAAUAACAAAAGCUUUAGAUAGGUAGUGAUUACAACACCAUUAUUCCCAUUGCACAAGUAAUGGUUACAUCCACCAUAAUACAGUUAACUCGGAAAAACAAAUAAGGAAUCUGUGUUUGCAGAAUAGAAUAAAACGGAUGUAUACAUUUAUAUGUAUUAAACCUGCUUCCCCCUCCCCUCGGUUCAUCUCUUGACCUACAGCAACGGCUGACCUAAAAGAAAUUCAUAGGUAGCUUCCCAGAGCCAAUGGUUUCUCAAGUAACAGAACCAAACUGUAACUAACAAUUGAGUGCUUAGGGUAAAGAAAGAAGAAAAAAAAAUAUAUAAAUAUAUUAUUUAUUGAUAUCUGGAAAUAUGGAGUUUUAUUUGACCUUUUUGGGGGGCUGAAGAAAUAAUUUUUCAUUUAAUUAUUUUUUUUCUACAGGUUUCAACUCUUAUCCCACUUCUCUAUUACUAGAGUGGAGGAGGGUAGGUAGGAACUUUAUUUUAGGUGAUUGGCUGGCUAUGGUAUUGGGUACCCUUAGCCACCAAAGGGGUUUAUUAUUAUAUGGGAGGCUGACAAUUGCAUGUCCACCCCCUAUUUUCUAAUUAAUUAAUUUAAUCAUUUUAUUUUUUUUAAGGGAAGCAACCUGUAAGAAGAUAUGUAUAUUUUAACUCCAUGCAUUGAGGGAUGUGGAAUUCCUAAUGCCCGACACAUGGGACGUGUAGGUCUCAGUGCCUGGCAGGCUGUUUUUUUUUUCUAUUUUAGCUUUCUUUAAAAAUACUUGAACCCCAAAGUAUAAACCUAAAACUGUUAAAGUAACGGAAAAGCAAAACUGCCGCUUACCCAUGUUAAACAUGAGACGCUAGGCACAGGAACUCCAGGUCCCAAUGAUAUAACUGCAUAAAUCCAAAUAAUGCUACAGUGCUCAAAUUCUUAAACCAUUUAUUCUACAAGGUGCAGGAAAAAACAGGGGGAAAAGUUCAAGAUAAACUCAUCUAGGUCCUUCAACAUAGUUUAUUCCUUUAGCCCACCCUCAGGAAAUAGCAGGGGUACCUUGGGAUUGCAUAGUGAAAGAUGUAUGUGUGGGCCCCGGUGCCCAGCCGCAAGUCAUCCCAGCCAAGUAAGGAGCUCUAGGGCAUGUGGUGAGGGUCAGGGGCGUUCUGUGAGCUCUGUAGUAAUGCACAGGGCCGUCUUUAAGGAGGGGCAAAAGGGGCAGCUGCCCCGGGCCCAGUUACUCCUGGGGGCCCUAAGGCAGCUGCCCCAUGGGCCCCCUGCGGCACCUGAGGUAAUCAGGGGCCACAGCCCUUUAAUACUGCUCUGGACCGGCCCGGGCCCCUGUUAUAUGGGGGGUGGCUGACUACAUACUCACAGCUAGCCCCCUCACAUACUGCCCUGUGAGUCUCUUUGUUUCCUGGGCAUGCUGGGAGGCAGUGAGGUCAGAUUGCUUCCUCCCAGUAAGAACUGAUCACUUCCUCCUCAGUGCCGCUGGGGAGGAGGCACACACCACAUGGAGGAGGAUGCAAGCAUUGUGGGGGAGAGGGACUGAGAAAGCUGAUGGCAGACUCCCAUCAGCCUGGGCCAACAAGCUCUCACUGGACCCCAGGGAAGCCACCUUUCUGUACCCAAAAGGUAAGGAGACAGGAGGGUGGCUAAAUAUGUUUUGUUUUUUGUUUUGCUAAUUUCUGAUAUCACUUUUAUUCAAGUGUUGGUGUUUGUAAUGUAACACACAGGGAAUAAGUACAUGUUAAAAAUCCUAGAAGAACCUGACAGUUCCCUAUUAAAUAUAAAUGUAAAAAGUAUUUAUUUUAACAUAUUGCAUCAAGUGUUAUCAAAGGCUGUACACCAUUUUCAAAUGUCACUUUUGCCAAAUUCUGGACCAGGGUAUGUAAGAACAGAGUUGAGACAUUAUAUUGGCCAAGGUUGCUGGGAGUUGCUGUCCAAGAGCUGCUAGAAGGCAGAGAUUAAAAUAUGUAAAUGUACACAUAUAUAUAUAUGUGUGUAUCUGGCUGUGUUUAUGUCCUUGUGUGUAUCUGGCUGUGUUUGUCUGUGUGUCAGUGUUUCUGUGUGUAUGUAUACCUCAUACACCUGUAUGUGCACCUGUGUGUGUGUUUCGGUGUGUGUGUAAGUGUGCAUCUGAGUGUGUGGUAAUGCAUACAUCCCAACAUUUUAAUGCCAACACAAAUACACUCCUACAUUCCAUCUCUAGCUCUGUACACAUAUACACCCCUGCAUUUAUACCUUUAUGUAUGUGUGUAUCUGAGUGUGUGUGUGUAUGUGCCAGUGUGUGUAUAUCAAAGUGCUCGUAUCUGUGUGUCAAAGGGUGUGUAUCUGAGUGUGUGUGUAUGUGUAUGUGUAUGUGCCAGUAUGUGUCAAGGUGUGAGCAUGUGUCAGUGUGAGCAUAUGUGUAUCUGCGUGUUAAUGUGUAUGUGUAUAUGUGUUAUAGAAAUCACACAACAUGCAAACAGACCCCUGCAAACACAAACAUUACAAACACACCAGUUUGCUGAAACACUAAUACUACACACAAAUGUACACAUGUAUUUAAAAGACAACACUACAUCCAAACACCCCCCUGCAUGCAAAUACAAACAUUACAUGCAAACACAUUCCUGUAUUAAAACGCUAAUAUUAUAUACAAACACCAACUCUACACACAAAAGUACACCUGCAUUUAAAAGCCAACACUACAAACAAUCACACAUCCCUGCAUUAAAAUGCAAACACUACACACAAGUACACCACUGCAUUCCAAUGGUAACAGUACUCCUACAUGCACACAUACACUCUAUACAAUAACAUGCUGACAUUCAUUUGCACAAACACUGCUCAAAAAUACAACCCUGCAAGGAUGGUAGAUCCCCAGCUGGCAUAGCAUCGCAGGAGUUGUAUGACAGAUGGGGAUCUAUCUUUUCUUUACUCUUGUGCUACAGGGCAGGCCUGAAUUAUUUUUUGUUGCACCAAGGCACUCUCUACAUUAGUUUUGCCUCUAGGUUGGGGUGGAGGGAGUGAUUGCAUGCCCAGGGGGCCCAAACAGAUGCUUGCCCAGGGUCCAAUCAAUAUUAAAGACGGCCCUGGUAAUGCAAGGCUGGCUGCCCACCACCCUGACACACUGAUGCAGCCCAUACAGUAGAUACCUCCCAAGGCCUUCUGCCCAGCAGCCACGUUUUGCUCCUAACUUUCCACUGUCUGAGGGUAUAGUGUGCUUUGUACAGUAGGAAUGUGUUUGAUCGUAGUGCAGUUUUUUACAUGUACUGCAUGUGCUCCUCUAUGAACGUUUGUGUGACUUGCUAUAAGGCCCUAAAUGUGUGAUGUGCUACUCUGGCACUAACUGCGUGAUUUCUGUACACCCAGGGCAAUGUGUAUAAAGAGCAGCUUUGGGCUAAGGUGGAGUAACUAACACAGAUAUUCUGUUAGUUUUCACGGUUAUUGUCCCACAUUUAACAAUUUGCUCUGAAGCUGCACUUUCACUUGUGGGAUCUUUGCCUUUCCCGUAGCAUAUUCGCUUUAAUGUUGGAUUUGAGUGGUAAUCAUUUCUGAAGCGUCUUCCUUGGUGCUGCCAUCAUCCUCUCUUAAAGCAGCACGGUCUCUUUUUAGGGUCUUUGCAAAGACUUCACAAACUGACUUGCCCACUUGUGUGUAAGCUGUCUCUAGCCAGGACCACCAGACUUCUGCUCCUGUUAAACCCACAUAUGAAUAUAAAACAGGGUUUGUGGAAGAUCCUGCAAAAUCAUGGGAUCUUAGAUAAUAGUGCAACAAAAUGUCACACACACACAAAUUACACAGAGCCAGCACAGAACAACCACACCAAUUACAUGCAGCAAGCACACUUGAGAGAGACUAAGGGAGGAGGUGAAGCAGAGCGAAACGUUCCAAAUAAUUCACAAAAUUUUUACAAAUUAUUUUUUAUUUUAUUUUUUAUUUUUUUGGACAAGCUGUUUUUGACUCAGUUUUGCCAUUCUAGUCAAUGAAAUACCUCAGUCCAUGUCAAGGGCUCUAGGCAGGUGCCCCAGUCUUUCUAAUUUAAAUCAUGUUUCUGUCAGGACAAAAUAAAAUGUGAAAACAGAUAAGUAUAUUGGGUUAUCAGUUUAGUCCUUUAGACAAUUAGAUUUUUUUAUUAUUUUUUUUUUUUUGUAAUGAACACACCCCUGUUAUAUCUAUUUGUACAGUUUAAUGUGAGCUGCUAAGGUAUAUCAAAUUUAUGACCUCAGCAGUUACUCUUUAACUGGUGGGUAAGUUCCUGUAAAGUAAUAUUUCAUUAUGGUUUGAUUAAAAAAAAGUUUGAUGAACCAACUUCCUGCAUUACAGUGGUGCAUUCAUCCGCAAGGUGAGAUUUGUUCAUUACUUCUGCUCGUAAUCGUAAAUCAAUUGUGACAUCUUCUUGUUCUCAAGGGUGUGUAAAGCUGUUUAUCAGCCCAAGCCCCGGGGACCUUAUGAAAUAGAGGGUGGUUGUAUAGCGGCGGUCAUGUAGCAUUAGGCAGUGAGCAGGCAGGAGAAUUUCAAUAGAUAAAUGUCCAACUUGUGCAGUGCAGGCAAACAUGUUUUUACCCACAGGUAAAAUUUCAUAUUUGCUUGUCAUAUCUCGAUAUGACAUGCAUAGUGUUACCGUCCAUCUUACUGUAAAGGUUUUCUCAUUUACAGAUCACAUUUUUACUAAUCUUUUUAUAAGUAUUUUAAUUUUUACCUUUUAAUUAAAUGCGCUCUGUAAUGACUUUUGCAGCAUCCUAAAGCGUUUAACGGCCUAUACCAAGUAUUUGAAUCUUAUUUUCAUUGCAAGUUUACUUUACUUAUAAUAUGUUCUUAUGUAUUGACUAUAUAAUUUAUCACACUGAUAAUUUAUGUUUCACUUGUUUUUGGAUUUUGUUCAAUACAAUUUUUACUUCCUCUCCUGCUGUAACAGUACAGCCAUCACUAAUGUUUUAUUGGUGUUCCGCUAAUGUAACACACUUCCCUGUCGUCCCUUCCUUUCUUCUUUUUUGGAACCUUAACAUAGGAAAGGUGUUACGGAUAUGUGUAACGGUUAACAGAGUUUAGAAAAUGAAGCACAAAUUGAGAGCUAUUUAAGUUAACAUGCACAAAGAAUUAAACCAAUACAUUUACCAUUUUAUUUAGGAAUACGAAAUGCCGGUAUACCCAUUUAAAAAAUAAGCACGUAAAAUGGUCAAAAAAAAAAAAAUGAUACCUGCAACAGGACCAUUUUUUAGUACAAAUAGUGUUAGGAAGGUUAACAAAUCUCAUGUUCCCUUCCAAGUGUCUCGCCCCUUAAAAUGGCGGUAAUUUAUUAUAAUUUUUUUAAUGUUUUAUUCAAUUUUAUUAUUUUUAGAGAUGUCUGAAAUAUUUGUCAACUCCUGAACUAGAUUGUUGGCUUGUUUGAGCAGGGCCUUCUUCACUUCUUGUCUCAGUUAAUGUUCUGUAUGUGACUUACUUGAUGUCAAAUAUCCCCAUUCUAGAAUUGUAAAUUGCUGCGGAACACGUCAUUGCUAGAUGAAUACCGACAAUGAUGAUAAUAAUAACUAUGAAUGUCUUGCAGUACACCACGACCCAAGUUCCAGUUGUAUAAAGUGACUGCUAAAUUACUUGCCCGUGCAAAUUGAUCAUUCAAUAAAUAAUGCCAUUAAAUAAAUACUGUAUUUCCUCUUCCACUAGAUCAAGCUUUUGUGACACUGGCUACAAAUGAUCCAUAUGUGAAAGGGGCGCUGGUAUUGGGGUCAUCAUUGCGACAGCACAAUACUACAAAAAAACUGGUGGUGCUAGUACCUCCUCAGGUGUCAGAGUCCAUGAGGUAAGAGUCACUCUCAAAAUGGCUAGAUGACCAGGACCAAUUAAAAUGUGCAACAAAAUGGCAGCAACUACUGAGAAUCAAAUGAUUUACAAACAUAAUGCUUACUUUUGUAUCUGUGCUGUUGGUUGUGCAUGUAUCUUUGUGGAAUCAUAAAAUGCCAGUGCAUGGUCAUGUGCAGGAUACUACAGGUGUUUAUUGAUGUUUGCGAAGGAUAGCUUUCAUUUAUCUACACUGGGGUAUGGCGAGAGAGGUGGGCAUCUUAAAGUAAAAUAAAAAUGAAAUUUGAUAAAGCGAUAGGUUGUGUUUUAUGGUUACAUUUAAAUACAUUGAUCAAACCAAAGGGUACUUCACUAAAGGGAAAUAUCACGCUUGGUGCAACACAAAGAGGGAGCUGCACUACCAAUAUCCGAAGUUGAGAGUCCAGGCACAGAACAGAGCGCAAGACGACAACAACAUGUUUACUCCAUAACCGAUUCUCUGUCAAGUCAAUAAAGACUCAGUUAUGGAGUUGAAACGUUGUUCUAUUAAUCCUUUAUCCACCAUUUGUGUGCCGGACUCUACUUUGGAUAUCAUUUAUUAAAAGUAGCCUAAACAGUCCAAUUUGGGUGUCUCCUACAAGGAGUAAACUGACCUCUUUCAUUUGAAUAGGUAAACUAUGGUCCACAGUGGAGGGUGAACAUCAUCACACUACAUUGUGUGAACUAUCUUUUUCAUGACGCUCAGCCAACCAUUGAACACCCUUUAUUAUCUCAAUUAUUGAUAAUUGCAUCCAGCCCAGGGGUAUCUGACUGGUUUAGUUUACUUUACUCCAUUUGCUUAUGUGAUUUUAAGACAAAGUGUCUGUAUUUGAGGUUAUUGCUCUGAAUAAACCUGCACAGUUUUGAUUAUUUUUAUUUUUUUAAAUCUUUAAACAGGAAAGUGCUUCACAAAGUGUAUGAUGAGGUGCGAGUGGUCGAUGUCUUAGACAGCAAGGAUUCCGCUAACUUGGCUUUAAUGAAAAGACCAGAACUUGGCAUCACAUUAACAAAACUCCACUGCUGGACCCUCACAGAAUACUCUAAAUGUGUUUUUAUGGACGCAGACACAGUGGUAAGGAUUUCACUCUCAUGUUUGUUGAGCAGAACAGUGGACAUCAAUAGUGCCUUUUUUUUAAAACACAGACCGGAGUCUGGCAAUGCUAAUUGGUUUUUAUUGAUUAAACAUUCUGAGUGCGCCCAUAUAACCACACGGUUUCUGGGAUAUUUAACAAUUUGAUUUUUAAUAUUAUGCUGGUAUUUAUUAAUCAAGUUUUGAUGAAAAUACCCAUGUCACUAAUAAUAUCCAGAUGGUAACAAUUCACUGUGUAGAGAAUGAGCCUCAGUACUUCCUUCUAGCAACCAGAGGAGAGAAACUCCACUCUUAACACAUGGAACAAUUUGUCCUAAAGGUAACCUAAUGCAAGCUGGCACCUUAUUUAUAAAGCAUAAACAAAGUGUCAUUUAUAUAAACAAAAACAUUAAAGUACUUAAACACAAAAAAAACCAACUAUAACCAUUUCCAUUUAUGCCACAAAAAGGGAAACAAAUCUUUUAUGGACUCUAAAUGGCAAUACGAUUUCUCCUUGGAUCAAGAACCUGUUAACAUACAUAAAAAUUAUAUCCUUAAAGGGCCAAAAUCCAUGACAUCAUAUGCGGACCGAAACCUUGGUGUUCAAGUGAAAACAUUAAGAAGGACCAAUCAACCCUGUUGAACACUUUCUCUGUAUCUGUUGAGGCCAAGAAGGAGGGCGAAGAUUGGGUCCAUGCCACAUGAAUCAAAUUAAGUGCUUUGACUGUGUUGUUUCUGGCCUCUCGUCCCGCAAUGAAGCCCACCUGGUCUGGAUGAAUAAGGCCAGGUAGAAGGGGCUGAAAGCUGGGGGCCAAUAUUUUUGCAAAGAGUUUUAGAUCAGCGUUCAACAGGGAGAUCGGUCUGUAGCUGGCACAGCAGGUGGGGUCCUUCCCCUCUUUUUGUAACACCACUACGUGGGCUAGAAGCAUAUUAUGGCCCCAUCAAUCCUCCUUCUUGGAUAUUUUUGAAUAGAGUUAGAAGGUGGGGGGGGGGCGAGUGCCAGAAAACAUCCUAUAAUAUUUUGCUGUAAAUCCGUUGGGAUCUGGACUUUUCCUUAAUUUGGCCAGUUUAAUGGUGAGUCAGUUUGUCCCUCGUGAUCUCUUCCUCCAGGGCGGCAAUAGAUUGGGUAUCCAGUUUGGUUGUUAAAUAACAGGCAAUGCAGUUCUUCUGUUGAGUGAGGAAGUUCAUGCCACCAUGAUCCGAUAGUGGUGUUUUGAGAGGGUAAGAAGUACAGUGAGGAGUAGUAUUGUCAAAAGACCUCUGCGAUGGUCGUGGGUGUGAGAAAUGCUUGCCCUGCAUGCAAGAUCUUUUUUAAAUGGCUUUGUAACCUACAUGCUCGUAGUGCUCUCAGUAGCAUCCUUCCACUCUUACCAUAUUCAUACAAGGCUUUUUUAGUAAGACGAAACUGGAAUUGGAUUUUCAGUGUCAAGGAAGAGUUGAGUUUCGCCCUGGUCGUUAAGAGUUGUUUGUAGAUCUUUUCGUUUAGAGUAGUUCAUGUGUUGGGUUUCCAAUUCGGUUAGCUGGUUAACUAAAUGUGCGAUUUCCUGAGACCGCAAUUUUUUUCAGUCAGGUUAGUGUUUAAUAAGAAGCCCUCUAAUGACGCAUUUGUGUGCUUCCAAAAUGGUUGAAGGCGUAGACUCUGGGAUUUUAUUGGUGAGGAAAAAGUGGUCCAUAGUAGAUCGAACAUCCGCCUGUAUCAACGAAUCAUCUAAGAGGGAUUCAUUUAGCUUUUCAUGUAAUGUUAUCCCUAACUCAAGCCCCAUUUAAUGUAUAAGUGACUUGUGGCUCCUUAUUCCAAAAUGCACGUCUGUAUUGGAUCUUAUCUGACACUUGCCUGCCCAGCCCCCCAAUUUAUGCAAAUCCUUCUGUGUUUCCCUUGUGUGAGUGGUAUGUAAAGCCAUCCUGCCUUAGAUUCCUUCCAUCAUGACUUUCAAGUGUUUGCAAAACAUGUUCUUAGAGGUGGAAAGAUAACACCCUACAUUGGAGUAUUCAUUGAACUUGAAAUGGGUAAUUGUCUUGUCGUUUCUCCUUAAUUCCCAAUUUAUUGAAUAAUCCGCAGUGCCAAAGUAAUUCUGGUGAAUUCUGACUGCACUGUAAGAUGCCAGAAAUAACUUUUUUGAAAUGGUUUACACUUUAUCCAUCUUAAACUCUGCAGGUUUUAUCAAAUGUUGAUGAGCUGUUUGAGAGGGAAGAGCUGUCAGCAGCACCAGACCCGGGGUGGCCCGAUUGCUUCAACUCAGGAGUGUUUGUUUACCAACCAUCUUUAAAGACCUACAGUGACUUGUUACACCUAGUUACAGAAAAGGGCAGCUUUGACGGUAAGUGAAACUGCUUGAAAGCUUAUUAUUCCUCACAUACGAGGCGCUCCAAACUAAAGAAGAAAUCCCAAAUUAUCCGGCACUUUUUUGAUUUGAACAUGUCUGUUUCAGAAUGAUUGUUUCAGAAAAUGACCAAAAUUACUGCUCAUUGAAAUGGGUCUAUCUAUAGUUACUUUAAUGUAUUUAAUGUUUGCAUGUUUUUCAUUUAUUAUUUCAAAAUAGUGGAAUAGUUUUGGAGACUUAAAGCAAUAUAACUGGGACUUUUAUGUGGGCUAUUCCAAAUAACUGUUCACUUACUUCUUUUUACAUACUCGUUAUUCAGGCUGCUAGGACAUAAUGGUUUCAGCUAAAGGAAUGUACUUAUAAUUAUUGACAUUUUUAUAGCGCCAGUUUAUUCGACAGCACUUUACAAUAUUCUACAGCACUUUACAAUAUUUAACAAUAAAUGAGACAACUACAAAAUGUUAAAGGUACUCUACAUUGAUUAGGACCCUCAUCAAACAAGGUUAAAGUCUAGAGGAGGUGGAGUAUAAAAACACAACAAGAAGGGCAUGAAAGGGGAGGGCAACUAAGCAACAAAGUGGGAGAGUAGUAGAACUGGAAGGUGACAGUGAAGUGUGGCCCUUUAAGAGAGACCAAGAGACAGGUUUGUGAAAUAGAAGGUACUCUGGGAGGCCAUACACUUUUCUGAUGGGUUUUGAGGGACUUUUUAGGGAGAGCCUGAUGGGGGUAGGCACGCUGUUCCAAAGGAAAAGAGCUGCACGCACAGUCCUGCAAGUGCGAAUUGGCAGUAAUGGUGGGCAGCGGACAGAAGAUCAUUGGCAGAGCGGAGAGACCGAGAGGGGUUAUAUAGAAUUAGGGAAGAAUUGUAAUGGGCUAGAGUUGUGUAGAGCUUUAUAGAUAUGGGUUAGUAUUUUGAAUCGACUCCUAUAGGAUACAGGAAGCCAAGAUAAGGAUUGACAGAGGGGCGAUGUGUGAGAUGAGCGACCGUGAUUAAAUCAGCCUGGCGGCAGCAUUCAAUAUAGAGUGUAACAGGGCAAUACGAUUUCUGGAGAGACCAAGUAGGAGAGAAUUACAGUAAUCAAUGUGAGAAAUCACUAGAGCCUAAACAAGAAAGGGGUAAACUUGGGCUAUAUUUUUAAGGUGUAAUCAGCAGGAAAUGGCAACAGAUUGGAUUUGAGGCACAAAGGUGAGGCCAGAAUAAAAGAUAACAUCAAGACAGCAAGCUUGCAAGGACGGGCUGAAGUGGGUACCAUCAUCUUGUAGGGAGAGCAAAAGAGAAGGAUUAGUAUUUUGAGGAGGAAAAAUAAGAAGCUCUGUUUUAGAGAGAUUGAGUUUCAGAAAGCAGGAGGACAUCCAAUCAGAGAUGAGGGGAAAAAAGGCAAGCGGCGGCGGGUUCUAGGAGAGUGGGGGGAGAGAUCAAGAGAUAUAACUGGCUGUCAGUGACAUGCAGAUGGUGGCAGAAUCCAAAGGAAUUAAUAAAUUGCCAAGAGACAGUGUAAAGAGAAAACAAAAGGGGACCAAGAAUCGAGGAGGGACCAAGGUUUGGAGAGAAAUCACCAGCUGUCAGGAGCAGAGGAAUAGAAUGGGGGAGAAGGUGGGAGUAAGAUUUAAAUUUUUGGGGUGAUGGCUUUGGAUGGAGCUGGUAGAGAAAGGGUGCAUAUGUUUGGGGAAAUGGCAUGGAGUGGGGAGGAAAAUAAAGCAGGGGCAAUAAAGAUUGUGUCAGCAGGAACCAGUAAGCAGAAAGAUAGAGAUUUUAGCAAUGACAGAAGUGAGGGUAAAAAUGAAAAAUAGAAGGGAGAACAUGAUUAGGAGAAUAGAGAGUUUAUAUUAGAGAUGUGAAGAUUGGAUGGAAGAAUUGGUACCAUAGGAUAGAGUGGAUGAUUGAAGGGUUAAAAGGCAUACACUAUGUAUGCAACUAUGCAUCAUGAAAAUCACAUUACUGUAUGACAGAUUGGAAAUAAGACCAAAUUUUUCAUGAUAUCCACACAUUUGCAGAAUUAUUAACUAAAUUGGGAAUUAAAACUGAAUUUCAAAUUUAAAGACUAAAAUAUCCAAACUGAAAAUUUUUUUUUAAGCCAGCUAUGAUUCCAGUUCAGCUACGUUGGACUUCAUAUGAAAAUCACUUAGAAUUCACUUUGAAUUCUCAGUUUAGUAAAUAACCCUAUUAAUCUGACAAGUACAAUCCUUGCCAGGGAUUUCAGUAGAGCUACUUGUAGACAUUGUCUGCGUGGAACCAUGACGUCAACAUGCUUAUUAUUUGCAAAUCAGUGGCAUAAAGUAAGGCAUUAUGAGACUAGCGCUGUGCAAAAAAUGUCUGUCUAGUCACAGAUAAUUAAAACGUAGUUUACAUGAUUAUGGCUCCCUGAGACAGUACACCUGUUUUUACAGUUUUGCCAAAUGUAUUUUAAGCUGUAACUCGCUUAGGGUGUAAAUGUAGGAGUAAGAUCGUGAAUUGUGUUGUGUCCAGGAUCAUUUAAUAUUCCAUGUGUCAGUCACCAGAGGUUAAUUCGCCAGGAAUUGUGGAGAACUGUAAAGCCAUAUUUGACAAAUAACCUAAUACAGCUGGAUUUCCAGCAUGGCUAUUUGGGUUUAAAAGUUCAUAUUCCUUUUUCAAUUUUCAAGAAUUCACAGUUUAAUAAAGACCUGAGUUUGCCUACCCACUUUGCACUGUACCAACUUUUAUAGCUUUUGUAGUUUUCUUUAAUUCUUCAGGAUUAUUUUUAAGGUUUUCUUUUAGUUUUUUUUACAUUUGGUUUAUUUUUAAUUGUUAUAUAUAUAUAUAUAUAUAUAUAUAUAUAUAUAUAUAUAAUUUUUUUUUAUUUUUUUUACAGAUAAAGAUCAAGAUCUCUAGUUGAUGAGUGCAUGUUAUUUUUAAUUAUUUUAUUUUUUACAAGUACUUUUACAGGGAGGCAGAAUGUAACAACAAUUGUGUUUAACAAAAAUUAAGGGGAAGGUAUUAAGGUGGAAUAGGUGGCCAGGGGAUAAGGGUUAGAGGUAAAAAGCUUGGGAACACUUAAGCCCUAGCUGUAUCGGACCAGAGGACUUGAAAAUCCACUCGAUAUCCAGUGUAAUCUUUGGGCAUUGAGGUUUUGGAAUCUAGUAACCCAAACUGUAUGUUUGUGUACACGUGCUUGUGUGUGUGUUUUAUUCACGGAACCCACCCCAUGGUUAUUCUUGUUAACAUGGUUUUAAUUUUGUUUGGUGUGUACUAGAUGAGUGAGAAGUGCCCCAUAGGUUUUUUUUUUUUUUUAAUGUAAUGUUUGUGGCUGUGGAUAGUGACAGUGUUUUUGCUGCUAUACGAGGCUACUUCAACAGUAUUUUGUCCUGGCAUCCUACUGACACAACACAAGCUUUGUGAUGUAUUCUUACAAAUUCAUCAACUCACUUCGAUCUCAGUGAACUGAGAAAAUGAUGCAGAAAAACAGUGAUCACUUUGUAUUUGACUGUUGAAUACAUAUUGCAAAGGCUGUCUGCUUAACAUGGUAAUCCGCGAUUGAGUCUGUACAGCCCAUUAUUCUUUCUUAGGCGAAACCAUAGAUCUACUGAAAGACUUGAAGGUUGGUCCCUGUUAACAUCUCAGUCCAUAUAACAUUCCUUAUUGGAUGAAUCUGGAAAUGAUUCUUCUAGUUAGAACUCGUGUCCUAAAAGAUCUAAUCUCCCUCCCCGUAUGCAAACAAUUUUCAUUUUACUUGACCGUAUAAUUAUUAAUUUAUUUUCAGGUGGGGACCAGGGUUUGCUCAACACAUUUUUCAGUAGUUGGGCAACGAAAGAUAUCCACAAGCAUCUACCGUUUGUUUACAACUUGAGCAGUAUUUCCAUAUAUUCCUACCUCCCAGCAUUUAAAGCGUAAGUAAUUGGUUAAAAUCUGUUCAGUUUUUGAGCAAUAACCUGUUGUCCUGCAAUUGUCGCCCCACUCAGAUAUAAAAUGUAAUAGAAUGUACAGAGCAUCUCCAGUCAUGAGUCCAGUCACAUGAAAAUUCCAUUCACUCUCACAGCAACAUCAAGUUACUAGGGUCUCAUUGCAACUGCUAAUCUGAGCGCUACUAAGGUUGGCUGCUGAUCAACUUGUGGUAAUGUCAUUCUUUUCUGUCAUGUUUAAAUAUAGAGGGCUUUCAUGGCUCUUUGCUGCAACUGUGGGUCAAAAGUGGACAGAUUGACAUGUAAAGCAGCAAUCAAUUUGCUACGAGUUACAUGAGUAAGUUAGUAUUAUACGGGUCAGUCUUCCAUUGUUAGCAGGCUUACGAUGCAAAUGGAAUUGAAUACAAUGACCAACUCCUAAAGGUACUGUACUAUUACAAUGUUAUAGAAGCAUCAGACUUUUUAUUUUUUUUUACAAAAAACUAUUAAGGAAGAAUAAGAACUCAUAUUUAGAUCAGUUAUUUAGAGUUGUUGCAUGUUUUAAAGGUUUUUUUUUAAUUUAUUUUUUUGUUAAACAAUGCACUUUUGUGAGGAGAAGAUGAAAAUAACAUGGGCAUUGUAUGGCAUUGCUGGUGUGGGAAGUAUUACGAUAUUUUAUUUUGCGGUUUAUUUUUUGUUUGUUUAGAACUGGCACAGAUGGAUGAGGCUACUCCAUGCCUAGGUUUAAUAUAGCUAGAGUUAUGGAUGGUAUCCCUUAGCAAUGUAUUUAAGGGGUUUCAUAUUAGUGAAACGGGGAAUCUGUAUCUUCUUUGUACUAAAACUGUCUGCUGCAACGUGGUUUUAAUGGAAGCAAAUGGGUACAUGUUAUGUUACCCAUACCCUGAUGCCAGUAGGCUGUGGCAGUAGGAGGGUUAAUAGGGCCCCUCGUUGUUAAUAAGGGUAUUAGCCAACACAUCACUAUUAACAACCUGAUUUCAGAGCAGUAAGUUUCCUACAUGAUCUAAAGGAACACUAUGGUAUUGCGUUUACAGACCUGUAGUCCUAAUGCUGGGGUGUUCUUCUCUUAGUUUAAAGUCCUCCCCUCAAUCUAAAUAAAAAUUGGGAAAAAAGGGUUUCAAUCGUGAUUUUUUUUUAUUUUUUUUAAGAGCUCAAUACACGUCCAGCGAUUAUGGUUUGAGACCAAUCACCAAUUUUGACACACAGCUAUAUUUUUCCUACUUUCCACAAUCAACUGAACACUCCCUUUAAACUUUGGGGUUGCUUGCUGAUUUUGACAGACCUUUUUUUUCAUUAAUCUGUCCCAUCCAGGUGCAAAAUUAUUUUAACCUGGUAGCAUUUGAAUCAUUCUGGCCUCAAACAAAUCUAAAUUGAUGUAACCUAAGACAUUUGCUUCUGUUAUUCAUAAUCAGUUGGGGUCCUGUUUGAUGUACCGUGGCUGUGAAAACCUGAAGCAUAUGUGUUGCAUGUGUCUGGUCCUCUUUAAACCAUUUCAUGGACCCUUAAGUGCAUUAUUAUUGUUGAAUUGACACCGGCUUCUUGUCUAGUAUUUUGAUCUUGACAUCUGGUUUGCCUGACACAGCUCAUGUCCUGAUUAAUGAUUUGACUUCCCCUUAUCAGCUUGUUAUCUACACUCUAGUCAUUGGUCCUGAUACUUCAUAUUUCUUGCUAAGUGUUAAGCCUGGCCACUCUAAGGUCCAUUAAUACACCUAGCUAUCUUUUUCCUCUGUGCCUCUGGUAGGUCUCUGACUCAGGAUCCUUACAGUUUCCUUACACUUUGUUUAUAAGAAACUCUUUUUACUUGUCACCUGCUUGAACAUCUGAUUUAGUAAUGGAUGAAUGUAUUGUGCACGUUUCAUGCUUUUCUCAGCACCUGUACAGUUUUCUUUUUGUAAUGCUUACCUCCUGACAGUCAUUGCUAAGUUCUGGUUAUUAAGGACCUUCCUCAUAUGUGUAUCUAGCUUGUCUUAAAUAAAUAAUAAUUAAGUUUAGUUUUUGAAAUGUAUUUUACAUUUUUCAAUUCAAGUCUUGGUGAAUAACAUGUUGUGUUUUAAAAAGAAUAUCUGCCGAGUCUUGCAUUCAUUGCUUACAUUGAUAGGUUACAUGGUGUCUGGUAUUUUGACUGUCUGACCUAAAGUAUGGUAUUGCACUAAUAAUGAGUUUGUAGGUCUAACUGACUAUUAUUACAUCAUCCAUGAACAUUUUGCCAAGCACUUUCUGUAUUCAUACCUGUCAAUUCCAAACAGCUUGAGGUGAAUAUUUGAUAACACUCACCUUAGCAUGUCCACACAGAACUCCUGUUAAUGUUCUGAGUUGGUAUUUAAACCUCUCACUAAAUGGCGGAAAAUGCACCAGAACUACAAUUAGGUGAUUUACUAACAAUUUAAACAACUAAAAUGUAAUUUAGGAAAAGAACAGUAUAUCUUAGAAAACAGACAUUAGGAUAAAAAGAGGGGCAGAGGGAUUUGGGCCCAACAAAGGGACUGUCAUUGCUAAAUAAGGACACCUGGGACAUAUGAGUGUGCAUUGUGCAUGCCAUGACAAUAUGGUUUAUGAGUACAGUGGUAUUUAUACAAUCUGCAAAUAUAUGUUCAUAUUUAAAUCUACGUUGGAUACUUUAUACAGCUUCAUAUACAAGGCACUUAUUGUACCACUUCAACAAGUAAUGAGCAUGUUACAGGCUCCUGUAUGUGACUGGUAUUAUAUUUGUCCCUCUGGUAAAGGAAUAUUAUACCAUUGGGUUUGUAUCAAAUAAAUAAACUCUGCCUUCUAAAUGGGUUAUGUGCAUUUUCUAGGAAUUGGUGUGCUUGGACUUGGUAGGGGACAGUAGGCUUGUUGUUAACUGCUAUAAAAUGCUUGUUGAUUUGUUAUACAUUUUUCUAAACUAUAGCUAGCUUCUAUGAUAUACUGUGUUGGUUCCUUCCUGCAUAUAAAGGGACCAGUAAUCCAUUGCCAGUAGCUGGAAUGUGCUGUGUAGCCGCUGAUGAAUGAAAGACUUUGUGAUAUACUGAUAACAUUGGCAACAGAACAGAUGUUCUACUCUGUGAGCCUGGCGAUAGUCCAGGGUUCAUUUGACAGGAGUGGUGUUCCACACUGCACAAAGUCUAAAAUCACGGUCCACUUGAGAAUGUUGAGUUGCUAGCAAUACGUUUUCCAGCUGUUCUAUUUAGACUUUCAUUUUUGCAAUCCACCACAAAUUUCUGUCUAGUAAAAAAACAUUUAUGGUGGCCAUUUUGAGGAGGGGAGAGGUAUCUUUACACACAUAAUUUAAAAAUGAGUGCCUAACAUCACAUUACUGUCAGUAGUUACAGCAGUAGAUAAAGUUUGCAUAUAGAAGCAAAAAUCAUUCACCUGGCUUCCGAAAUUUGCUGUUUAUUUUGUCUAUUUAUGUCAAUAAAAAAAAAAAAACUUAAUUCUUCUAAAAUGUGUUCUCUGUUCAGGUUUGGAGGUAACGCUAAGGUGGUCCACUUCCUGGGUAAAGUAAAGCCAUGGAAUUAUACAUAUGACUGCAAAACCAAGACUGUGAAAAGUAGCUCGCAUGACCAAACACAAACUGAACCAGAAUUCCUUUCCCUCUGGUGGAAUAUCUACUCCACUCAAGUCUUGCCGUUACUUACAGAACAUGGAGUGGUUAAAGAUACUGCAACAGGCCUGAAAGCGGUAUGUAUGUGGUCCAGGUGUUAUCAUCACAUAGGUUAAUUAAGAAAAAGUGCUUCCCUUCUAUUGAAGUGCACCUGGCUAGCAAAUAUGGCCUAGUUGUACUUCUUAUUACAAUCUUCUAUAUGUUGUGCCAGUAAAAUUGCUAAAAUGUAUUUGAAAGUUCAGUUUAUUGCUCUUUUGUUGGUAUAGAGCAGGGGUGCCCAAAAGGUAGAUCCCCCAGAUGUUCCAUGAUACUUUGUCAUUCUAAAGCAUUCUAAAGGCUGCAACGUUUCAUGGGAGUUGUAGUUCUACAUCUUGGAAUGUACCUUUUGGGCACCCUUGGUAUAGAGAAAUAGCACUUGCAGGUCAUGUGCACCACUAUGAGCAGUUCCAUGAUGCUAACUGCUGUAUCCCAUAAUGCAAUGUGCACAGCUUUGCACUUUGCAUUUUGGCACUAUACAUAUCUAUAGCUGAGACCAGGAAGCACAUUUGAUAUAUACAUUUAUGCACAGUAUAGAUUUAAUUUUCUGUUAAAUAAAAUCUGUUUAGCUGUGUCACUUGCAGAGUGCCCUUAAUUUCAAGUUUGAUGCUUAAAGCAACACUUUCAUUUUUUCUUCCUUUCUGUUUUCCUUUUCUAAAACCUUUUUGUACUUUAAACAUUAUACUAACCACUUGUCCUUUCUAUAUCUAUUAUCGGAUCUUCCUUGUGCUGGAUUUCAGUAUCUGGGAGCUGCCAUGAUGUUCUCCUGUGUCCAUGAUAUUUGUAGUUUAUGUACAACUAAAAACCUAAACAAAACCCCAGGGAAAACAGAAGAGCAAAACUAUUUUAAAGACAAAACCUAGAAAAUGAGAGUGCUGCUUUAAAUACUCCUGGUCAUGUGCCAAACUACACAUCCCAUGAAUCCCUGCCAGUUCUUGUUUUUUUGUUUUUUUUUCACUGGAGCAUAGGUUUUGCAGUCAGUUAACAGCAAGAGGGUCUUUUUUUAAUAUCCCUGCCAAGGGCUUGCUUUCUCUUUACUGUUUUCUAAUUGUGGCUCAACCUUUGACCUUUAAUGCUUGGCUAAAAUAAAUAGGUCAGUGAUAUAGUAAAAAUGUUUAACCAUGGUGUGAUGGGCUGUGGGACUAUCAUAGUACAGUACCAGUAUAUUUAGUUUAGUUUUAAGAACAAGUUUUUAAGACGUUUUAAACAUACCUUUUAUUUCUUUCCCCGAAUGAUUCCAGUUGUCUAUUUUGUGUCCGCAUAUUUUGAGUCGGAUCAUAUAUCACUGUUCCUCAAGUGGGUGGUAUGCAUUCACACUGUCAUCCAGUCUCUGAUUAGCUAUCUAGUAUGGAAAGAAUAAAGUACCUGUAUUUAUUGAUAGAUGUAUUAAUUCUUUAAAGUUGAUACUUUUCUGAAAGAACGAGCAGUACUGAUUGAGUAUGCGAUAUCUUUCAGAUACUAUAAACUAGUUGGAUCCAGGUUUUUCAGUCAUUUAUGUUUUCUUGCACCAAUCACAAGUUGUGUUAAUUAAAGAGGAACUGCCUCUUACACCAGCCAACACUAUAAGGUGAGGAAUGCAAUAGAGGUAAAUAUAAAGCACAUUCCACACUAUACCAUGGGGUAUGUUAUUACACCAUCAAGCUCCGGUUGUACUCAUGCAUCUCCUUAGAUAUCAUAGGAGUUCAGGCAUUCUUCUUCGUAGUGCUAUAUGCACACAGUACCAUUGUGGUUCAUUAAAUACUGAAUUAUAUGCUUGUUUUCCUUUUUUUCACAACAAACAACUCUGACAGCGUAUCAAAUUAGGAUUACUGUCAUGCACAAAGAAUGAGGAGAUGGUGAAUGCUUAAAUUGUACUUUCACACCACCCUUCUACACGUUGAGCUAUUCAGAGAAAAUAUUAGACAUGUGCAAUUCGUUUCAUUCCGAAUGUAAUAUCGCCGAAAUUCAGACAUUCGAAGUGCCGAACCGAAUCGAAUUGCCAAAGUGCAGAAUUUCGAAAGUGCCGAAGUACUGAAAAGUGUCAAAACAAGAGAGGGAGGGAAAAUUACAUGAAUGAUGACAGGAAUCUAACCCUAACCCUACCCCCACCCCUAACCCUAGAUGUGUAAGUGGUUGUGGUGGUUAGGAAUAGGGUUAGGGAAUUGUCAAAGUCCUGAAGUGCUGAACUGAAUUUUUUUGCCCAUGCACAUCCCUAGAAAAUAUUAGAGGUAGAUCACAAAAUCUAUUUAAAUUUCUGAAACCACUUCCAAAUUGAUCCAAGCAGUUAAAUUUAAUUCCACCCAAAUCAAUCAAAAUAAGCAUUCAAAAAUAGAUAACUACUCCAAAGUAAAAUAAAUAAGAACCAGCGGAAACCCAUAUCAUUCGAUAACCAGCAGAUGGCCAGCAAUAUGGUACAUCUCUUUCUUGUAAAUGAUGGGUGAUGAUGAGCUCAUCGUUUUUCUCCUCUAUCCUGAGUUGCCAAGAAAGAUUAUUGAUUUACAGACAAUGUUAACAGGAAGGAUUCUGUGAUUUCUUUUAAUUCCCAUACUGGGGAGCACAUACAUAUAUUAUGAAACACAUACAGUAUAUUUUAUAAACUAAAUAAAAAUCAGGUGACCAGAGUACCGCCUAUGCCUCUAGGGGACCAGCACAGUUAUUCCUGUUAUCUCCUCACUUGAUAUCAGGAGUAUGAGGAGUUACUAAAGGGGUGGUUUAAGCACUAGAGCUACUACAGCCACUACUAAAAAUAGGGACAAUAUUGAUAUUGUUAAUGGGGAUACUUCUGCUUUAGCUAUAUCUGAAGAGAGGCCAGACUGCUGCUGAUUUGGGGACCCAGUUAAGUGUCUAAUCAAAACUUAUUUGACUCUUACCAGGGGUACAGCACCAUAACUUCUAGAGUGAGCUGUAGUGCUUAUAUUACAUCUUUACAUAAUUACCAGGAUUCAGCAAAUCACAUUACCCCACUGUUUAAAAUGCUGUGAAGGAAGAAGGAACGCAUCACGACAUUUGGAACUGUUGACUGAUGGUUUUAAAUCAUUGGCAUUUUUGUUAACAUAGAAAUAAUGCUCUGAAUUGAAAUUAUUCUGACACAGUAAAAGAGCUAUAUGACUGGCUCGUGUUACAGCUUUGACACAGGUAUGGAUGUGCUCUAUUACAACUCUAGUAACCUCUUGACACCAGUCUUUCGGUUAACUAGAUCUUGUUUGUGUUUGUGGUCUGGGCUUUAUAAAUUUUUCUAUUGACUGGGAAAAUGUUAUGGAAGAAGUCCUGUGUACCUACAUAUAUUGGGAGGAAGUAGGAACAAUACAGUGUUUAAUAGUUCCAUGUGAGAACUAUUUGUGAGAGCAGAGGUAGGUGGUGCUAUUUGAUGUCAGAUAUCUGAACACCCCCCCACCCCAAAGCACAGUACUUUAGGGUGGGGAAUGGGAGGGGGGGAGAUGGUCUAUAAAUGUAUUACAGUCGGUUCUUAAAGCAUAUAACCACUACAGCUUGCUAUAGUACCCUGGCCUUGUUCCCCAGUACAGAAAACCGGUUAGCAACAGUUUGCCCCUUACCAAUUUCCCGCAGGGCUCCGAAGCUUCCUAGUGGUCCAGUGAUGUGCUUUUGGCUUCUGCAAAGAUGCAAAAGCCGGAAGCCAUGUCAAUCGCCAUACAUUGGCUGAGAGUGUCAAAUGACCACUCUCAGCACAUGACUGACAUUCUGUACAAUGUAAACAGACACUGGCAGCAGAAUUUUUUUAUUCCUUUAAAGGGGCAGAUUAAGCACCAUAAUACUGACAAUCAGUUGUGAUGGUUAUGGAUCUAGCAUGUUAUGUGCAUCAUGUCAUGGUUCUGUGGCAAACUGUUUGAGUGGUUUCACAAAAACUGGGGGUCACCCAGUCAUCUGUAGCAUAGUCCCUUGCUUGACUGUUAGUACAGAAUUUACAAUUUUGCAGUAGGAAUAUCAGUUUCAGCCAUAUUUGGACAGUACCGAUGGGCUUAGAGUUUCACAUUUAAUUAUUACUUUUGAAUGUUAAUUGCUUUCUAUUAACUAAUAGAAGGGUGUCCUGUAUGUAACCCAUGUACCAACUCAAGAAGAAUCAUUGAAUGUAACAGUGCUUCAUGAGGAUAUUGCUUUGGGCAUUGAGCUGUUUGUGUUAGAUCGUAUAACUUGAAAUAGAACCUGCUUAAUUCCAUACUCUAUUCUAUUUCUCAUUUAGCCACUUGUGGUCAGUACUAUAAACCUUCUAAUUGUAUUGAAAACGCAUAUUUUCAUGAGUGAUCAAAGAGAGCACUACAAAACAAAAAAUGGUUUCUAUACAGAUGUAUUUUGUCUAGACCACAUAUAUUACACUGAAGUUGUCCGAACGCUUUUCAACUGUUUAACCAUAAUGUCAGCAGAAUCCAUUAACCAACUGACCAGUUUAUGUUUAUUUAAUAUCUGAAAUACCCUUCCUGCAUUACUUUUUUAAAGCGAAUAUUUUGCAUCAAUGUGGCUUGGCGUUCGAGCUGUAAUAGUCAAUGGCUUGCCCAUAUUGGACUUUAAAUUAAUAGCCUUGUUUGUAUACAAGGCUCGGCGCAGCAGCAUACGCAUAAGCUGUAUUUCAUGAUAAAAUCUAGCAUGCAGGUCUCCGGGGCAAAACGUAUCUUUCAGUGUAAGUGUUGGCUUUCUCUUAACUGUCUUAAACUGUUCACAGCUAUCGGGGUUGGUCUAUUCACUGGCUUUCUCUUGUCGCUUCUGUAGAGAGGUAUGAAGAACUUAAACCUUUUCAUCCCUAUGUACAACUUGCAAAUUUCAUUGUAGCUUUGUAAUUUUUUGCUCUUUUUACUUUGUCCUGCUGGUUCAUGUUUUUUUAUUUUAUUAUUUUUUUUUUUGUUCUGCUUUGCCUGCUUAUUUGCAUGGGAGCUAUCAUUAGUUUCCUCAUUUUAAACUACUCCUUGGUCGCUGUGAACUAUAACACAUGGCUUUUCUUUGAUUGCUCCAGGAGGAAAUUACAGAAUCUGUGGAACAUAUGUCCAUAGCACCUACUCACCCAACUAUAUCGUCAGAAGAGCGCAGGGAACGAUGGGAACAAGGGCAGGUUGACUACAUGGGUGAAGAUUCCUAUGAAAACAUCAGGAAGAAGCUAGAUUCUUAUCUCCAGUAGAAUUCUCCUCAUGCACAACAACUGAAGACACAAGGACCUGUUAAAGAACUGUUUGACAUCUAGGAUUGUGUUCUACCACAUUGUUUACUAAACUGCUAGAAGCUUUACUAAAACUUAAGAUGGUGGGUUUCCAUCUCUAUCAGUAAUACAAAUUAUGCAUUCUCUGUUACAAGCCUGGUUUGUGCCAUUUUAGAUACUAGCCAAAAGGGUCACUUGACUUUCAGCAAUCUGUUUAUUGUUUUUAAAACUUAACCGGCAUCAGCUGGUUAUUUUAACCCAGACCUCAAGUUAAAGGCCCACCUUGCUUGAUCAACUGAUGCCAUUUUCCAUGAUCCUCUUUAUGGAUUAUCAAGGCUUUGUAUGCAAUAUAAGUUUGCAUAUCCUGCAGUGGUACCCACGGAAAUUUGCCUUUUCAUCCACUCAGGUGCAAACUUGCUUAGCGUCAAACUGUUUCUGACCUUACACUCCUGAUCCUAAUGCUGGACUUCUACCAGUUAAUUGAAGUGCACUGUAAACACACCUUGGAAUGCUUCUUGUUUUGUUCUGUACCGUACCCCAGGAGGCUAUUGUAAUGCAUUGACUGAAGUAACUAAUAUGGAACUUCAGGAGGAAAAUAAAACUGAUAAUGUUCAGUAUCACUUGCUUGAAUUCUAUGGCAGUUCAAUAUGAAGAGAUGUUAAAAGAUCAAAUACUUACACAGGCUGCCUAUAAAGUAGGUAACUUAAAUAUCCGCUCAGUACAUCAGCUUUAACAUUUAGUGUGUAGAUUAUUCUUGUCCACUUUGUAGCUAGAACUUAAUUGUAAUGAACUGGCAGAAAAAGUAAGUGAAAGAUGGCAAAAUAAAAAUAUUGAGUGGAAAUAUUUGCAACCGUCUUGCAAAUAUUAGACCAAAUUAAGAAAAAAAUGUUUCUUUUAGUAUAUUGUUAGAAAUUUUCCAAUAUGGGAAAAUGUUCCAGCUCUAUUUUAGCCAAUGUUUUGCAAGAUGGUUGUCAAUUUUCCAAUUAGUUUUUUAGUGAAUACAAGCCACUCAAACACAGAUAUAGGAGACUGGAAGGCCACUGUUACAGUAGCACAUUCCUCAAACAUUACUGCUGUACUGAAUAUUUUCAGGUAUUUACUAAUGUGAAUUGUCUGGAAUUCAAGUUGGAUUUCAAAUUUUAGGCAAACAAAAAAGCUGAAAUAAAAAUUUAGUUGGCUUGGAUAAUAUUUCCAAUUCAGUUACAAUGAAUUACAUUUCACGCUUUAAUGAAUAACCUUUAUCAAUUAGGCUGUUAAAAUUACUCAAAAGUGCCCUGAAUGUUGAAACAUUAAAGAUGACAAUAAACAGACUACACAUUUUCUUCAACUUGCAUCAUAAUUGAAGGGAUGUACUGUAAACCUCUCUGUGAGGUUGAAAGAAAUACAAACCUGUCUAAAUGGUUAAUGUCAAAGAGAUUUAUUUGUAAGCAUAUUUAUCAAUAAAUAUUUGAACAUAACAUUUUAAGUCCUUCAUGUAGCGUCAAGACUCUGCAAAAAAUAAAACUCCAUUUCAAUUCAAACAAAAAUGUUAAAAAGUGCAUGUGUGUAUCAGUUUGUAUUCUGUCUUUUCACCCUCCAAUUAAAAGUGUAUUUAAAAUGGUCCUAACGUUUAAGAUACUCUCACAUGCAAAGACAAAGCAAAUUAACUCAUACUUACAAAGAUCCAAUGUAAUGUACAAUAUAAUACAAUACGUGGGAAAAUAUCAAUGUUGUGGUGAGACCAGCGGUGUUGGAUGAAUUAAGAUUUAUUUCACUAUUUUAAUUUCCACAGGGAAGCCAUUUUUUUAAAUGGUACCUGGAACACUAAUGUAAUAAAUGCAUGUAUUUAAAAUGUUUUUUUUAUUAUUUUAAGGAGUUAGCACAGGCACCAUGACCACUGGAGUGUUUGAAGUGGUAAUGGUGCAAGGACUGUAUGUGCACAGUCUCUGUAAUAAGUACUGCACAUAUUGAGAAAUCUGAUGAAACUGACGGAUGUGUAGUAAAUCCAUCUCUGUCAGCAUUAUUAGCUAGCUGGUACGAGAGUUCUGGGCUGGCUAAUGUUAAAUAUGUGCAUAAAAAAAACAUUCAGUGUCCGCAAGCAUUACAUAGUGGUGAUGGAUCUCCAAUUCUGGCACUGUCCUCCCUACCGUGCUGCCCUAACACUUCUCUCUAUGAUAACCUUCUUGUAGUGAGGAAGAGUGACAUCAUGGAAGGAGGAUCAGGCUAGACUGUAAAAAUAAAAUAUCAAAUAGACACAAGUAUAACGGAGCUUCAGAAUUAUAAAUAUUACCUUUCCACAAAGGAGAAAAACAAAGUAAGUUUAAGUGUCCUGAAAUUCUGCAAGUUACACUGAUCAGCCACAACAUUAAAACCACCUAUCCUUUAGGUCCUCUUCCUGCUUCCAAAACCGCUCUAUUGCACCAAGGCAUGGACUCCACAAGAACUCUGGAUGUGUCCAGUGGUGUCUGGAACCAAGACAGCAUCAGAUCCUUUUAAGUCCUGCAGGUUGCGAGGUGGGGCCUCAAUGGAUUGGAUUGAGAUCUGGAGAAUUUGGUGGCCAAACCAUUCCUGACCAAAUAUCUGAACAACUGGUGCAAAUUUGUGCUGAUCAAAUUGCAAUCGGAAUUCGCUUUAGCAAAUAUGAUAAUUGCCACUGCGGUCAGAAUUAUGCCAUUUUCAACAGUGUUUAGUGAAUAGUCCGGCAUAUGCAUUUCACCCAACUAUGGACAAGCUGGCAAAGUGUCUGGGAUUAGAAAACAUGAAAUAUGGACAAAACUGAUAUUGCCAGCCAGGAAUGGAGUAUUCCAGCUGCUUAUUGAACGCCCAGGGAGGAAGCCUUACAAAAUACCUUUACAAAAAAGGUAUUUAUCUCUUAAGAUUAAAUGGUUGUGUUUAGAGUGCAUCUUUAAUAGGUAAUGGUAUUUGCAUGUGCGUUGAUUGUUGAUUAUUUUGUUUAAUUUAGUUUAUAACAGCAACAGAUAAUCUUAAUGUUUUGGAUGUCGAAUCAUUUUAACAAGACCAUCGUUUUUACAAACACACUCUUAAGCAACACAGCUUGAGAAACAUUAAGAACUGAUAUACAGUCAUACAUUUGCAAUAUUAAGUCAUGUAAAAGUAUAAAAUAUAGACAAAAUAUUAUCUUCACGGUAUUGGCUAAUAUUCUUUUCCCUACUCCAUCCUGGAGUUAUGACUCAAUAGGUGCUAAAGCAUGUGACAUUUUGUUUAGGGGAACCUCAAUAGUAAGGAGUAAUGCUGAAAUAAAAUCCACUGAUACUAGUCUAUAUUAAACUACUGUAUAAGCAAGAAAAAAAUUGUUAUUUAAGGCAAUUAAUUUAAGUAAUUAAAAAAGAAAUUAAGUGUAAUUAUCCAGCUGACCUAAUGUGCAAUGACCUUUUAUGGGGGAUUUGAAGACACUGGAUGUCCUCAUGCAAAGUGUGAGGAUGCCCGAUGUUGUUCAAACUCUCUGAAACAGCAGAUAUUGCCUCUAAUGACUGUCUAGAUGCAUUCUUAGCCCUGCGAUAUAAACCUUGGAAACUGCAAUGUUUUAUAUUGCAAGAUUUAUGGGGGCAGGGAUGAAGAUGUGUGACUUGUCUGGGUGCCUAUAGAGUCCAUCUCAGAAACUCCUUCUUGGCUUUCAAUUGGACAGCUGCAUAGUUUUACCUUCCAUUAGCUUUCUGUGGAGCUAACAGAAGUAGUAGACACACCUCUCUUCUCUCCCAAGUCCAAGUGUGCCAGCCGGCGCAUGCCCACUUCAGUGGACUCCAUGGCUUACAGCUUCAAUACUCUGAUUUGAGUAUUCGUCCGCACAGACUGAAAGUCUGCUGUAAAGAGCACGUAUGCAGCUUUUGCAAGCUGUUCUUAGACAAAAUCCCAAUGAAAAAAAAAUGCUGCAAUACCUGUACUGGAGGUUUGGUAGACUUGGAUACUGAUUUCAGGCACAUAAAGCACUGUACAAAUGCAGAAGCAGACAGUAGCUGAGAAUCUCACAUAAAAUGGGACAUUUACAAGGAAGGGAGGGAAGAGACCAUGAGAUGGGUCCUCUGGAUAUGCACAGAAAUACAUUGAUAUAAAAAAGUGGGAUAAGAAAAAAAAUGGAUGGAGCAAGUAAUAAGGGCCUGAUGUGCAAAUAGGAGCUUACAUUCCAAGUAAGAAGAGAACUGGUAUUCUCAGUGAGGAGGCUGGGGACCGAUAUUGAGGUUACUGAGUGUGUGAGAGUUGUUUACAUAUACAGAAUGCACGGAGAGUGCAUUUCGAGACAGCACUGAUAGGAGUUAGAGAUUUAAGAAUGGUAGAAGGGACAGAGAAAUAAACAAAUAGAAGGUAGAGGACUUUAGAAAACAAUGGAAGCUUCUAUAGAAAGGAUGUUAUGAUAUGACGAAGUCUAGGCGAGAUGAGGCAGACGGCAGCUUUACAUAGACAGAAUUAACUGAUAUGGACAGGGGACUGAAACGCAAUAAGAAAAGAAAGGAGAACAAAUAGAGAGAUGCAGGAACUUAACCGGCAAGAGGGGAAAGCGAACGUCUGAAAAUGGAAAGAUGAAGUAAAAAAAUAGUGAGCACAAAAUGUGUCAGGCACUUUUAAUUCUGCUACUUGAUAUAUGCAUAAGAUGUAAAGCAUUGCUUUAGAGAGUCAGUAAUUUUUUUUGUUUAAAAGGACCACUAUAGUGCCAGGAGAACAAACUUGUUUUCCUGGCACUAUGUAGUCCUUAGGUCCCCCCUCCCGCUGGGCUGACGUGGUGUGGGUGCCUAUAGUGGUCCUUUAAUCUUAGCUUGCUGUGUCCGAACCAUCACUGGCAGAAAUGUUAGCAUGCAUCUCCUACUAGGAAAGUAAAUAAAUACCUGGGGGGUAAAAACAAACAAAAUUAGUGGGUAAAUUCAAAAACCACAAACAAGCAAAUUUUAGUGGAGGAAGUUCAGCAUUACAUUGUCAUGGGUAUUAAUUAGUGAUUUUGGGCUGUUAACAGAUUAUCGGCAAGUUGGGUUUUUUUUUCCAUUCCUUUUUUUUAUUAUUCAAUGGUGAACUUAGUAUAUUUUUUUAAAGACAAACUCUUUAAAAUGUUAUGAAAAAUACAUCUUUCUGUAGAAAUACAUUUGGAUAAAAGUUUUGUUGACUCUUCACAAAUCCACAAGGGUUCUUAUUUCAGCAAUUCUGGCCUGUUUCAUUUCAUUAGAGGUUGGCUUCUUUGUUCCAAAAGCCCCAGCAGCGAGUUCUCUUUUUUUAUCCUGAAUUUUUAGCAUAUUUUCUUCAACAGAAUCCUUAACAACAAACU
Pelobates cultripes (western spadefoot toad) is the source of this 47085-nucleotide messenger RNA. The record is from the annotation of a GenBank genome assembly. Lineage: Eukaryota; Metazoa; Chordata; Amphibia; Anura; Pelobatidae.